This is a messenger RNA of Pelobates cultripes (western spadefoot toad), 69016 nucleotides long. The record is from the annotation of a GenBank genome assembly. NCBI's taxonomy places the organism in Eukaryota, Metazoa, Chordata, Amphibia, Anura, Pelobatidae.
UGGCUCUGUAUGCUAAUGAGCAGCAGACAGUUCGUAAUCUCCUGCCUACCGAACACUCUAUUAUCGGGUCCCGGUUAGACUGAUCACCGGAACCAUGCGGGCCGUGCCAACCUGGAUAGACCGAGUCCACGACCGGGAUAAAGUGGAGCAAUGGUAAGUGGGUUAUUCAGCCCUUAGCAACCGACCAGGGCCAUAGCAACCGGGGCUGGGGGUAUAGAGUGCAUAGCAACCGACCAGGGCCAUAGCAACCGGGGCUGGGGGUAUAGAGUGCAUAGCAACCGACCAGGGCCAUAGCAACCGGGGCUGGGGGUAUAGAGUGCAUAGCAACCGACCAGGGCCAUAGCAACCGGUACUGGGGGUAUAGAGUGCAUAGCAACCGACCAGGGCCAUAGCAACCUGGAGCUGGGGGUAUAGAGUGCAUAGCAACCGACCAGGGCCAUAGCAACCGGUACUGGGGGUAUAGAGUGCAUAGCAACCGACCAGGGCCAUAGCAACCGGUACUGGGGGUAUAGAGUGCAUAGCAACCUGGAGCUGGGGCUAUAGAGUGCCUAGCAACCUGGAGCUGGGGUUAAGGGGUGCAUAGCAACAGAGACUGGGGUUCCAUGGUAACCAAGUGCAAGGGACCAUGGUUGCAUGGAAACCAGGUUCCGGGGUAUAACUUGCAUAGAAGCCAUGUGUCAGAGGGACCUGGGUGCAUAGUAACUAUGUGCCAAAGGAACACUGGGUAAAUAGGAACCAGGAGUCAGAAGGGCAUGGGACCAUGUAACUAGGUGGCAGAGGAUUGUUUGGUGUGUAGUAACUAGGUGGCAGAGGAGAAGGAGAUGCAUAAUAACUAGGUGGCAAAUAAUCAAAAAUUGCACAGUAACUAGCUGGUAAAGGAACUUGAAAUCCAUAGUAGCCAUGUACCAAGGGUGGCAUGGUGUGAAUUGGUACCAAGAGACAUAUGUUGCACAGUAACUAUGUACCUGAAGGCCAUGAGAUGCAGAGUUACUAGAUGCCAGGGGCUGUGCAUAGUAACUAGAUGCCAUGGGGUCAUGAAAUGCAUAGUAACCAGGAGAGGAUUGUCAUGGGGUGUACCUGGAAAUUAUGAUAUGAAGUGUUACAGUGUGCAAAGUAAUCAGGUGGGCAGAAAGAGACAACGAUUCGGCCUGGUUAUAGUUGACCUGUAAGGACAUUAGUAUACUGAAACCAGCAGCUCCAGUCAAACAACUAUUGGAGUGUUGGCUGGCUGAGCAUCAUGAGACAAUAUUCAAUAACAUUUGAAAUUCUAAAGUUAAAUCAUUUUACUUGUGAUGUGCCUUUCUUUUUAGAGUUCUAGAAAUGGUGAUGCAUAGAAUUUGGUACAAUUUCAUACUGGACAAAUUGACAGCAGUGUUUCCCAAACCAGUCCUCAUGGCCCGCCAACAGUCCAGACUUUGUCAAUAUCUCCAUUGGAAUAAAAAAGGGAAAUACAUAAAUCCUUGAUUGUUUGUAGGCCAUCAGGUCUGGUUUGGAAAUCACUGCCUUCCAGCUUAUUAUAAAGCAUGGGCACUAUGGAAAGAGUUUGAUGGUAGUGGCGUUUCUUGAGUAUAUGGUUGACUCAGUAUCCCCCUCCCCGAUGCAGCAACUCUUUCUUUUUACUAGAAGCUUUUUUUUAUCUAUAUUUCCCUCUCUUUCCGCUCUGUUCCACCACCUUUUUCUUAUUAAGUCACCGCUCACACACAGGAAAUGCAUACAAGAAUUUCUAUCAAUGAAUUGUUGACUAUAACAAACUGAAAUCUCUUCACAAGAGAUACCUGCAGCAAAUAUGUUUCUUAGGAAUUUUAAUAAAUGUGCACCGUUCCUUUUUCAAGCAGUGUGCCUUAAGCGCAUCCCCGGUGGUGCUGUCUGGGCCUAAUAGGUAAUUUCAAUGGCCACAGUACUCAGUUACAUCUUGUAUUUUCAUUGUUUUUAUUUAUGGUUCUCUCUCCGAAUAAAUCUCUUUACGGAUUUCUGCCCUUGUUUAUUUGUUUAAAAUGCUGCUUGAACAAAUGGGACAUGUUAUUUCAUGUGCAGCUAUAAAGAAUUAAAAAAUAAUACAUAGAGCUCUAAAUCUGUUCAGCAAAUUGUCCAAAUGGUUGCUCAACGGACAACAAUGCCUUUUUUUUCACCAAGUCAGAAAAUAAUCCCCAAAUAAUAGGAAAAAUAAUAAAUAAAAAACAAAUACUGUUUCUAACAGUUUUAUUUUAUAAACCAGAAAUUGUGUUAAUUAGCUUGUAUGACAUGUGGCAUAGAUGCUACACCCAAUUCACUGGUACUAUUUUUUAAUCAAAAAUGGAAAAGGUUGAAUUGACCAUCUCCUCAUUAAUGUUUUGAUAAGCUUUUUCAAAUGAUUGAAUAUUAUGAAAAAUAUUUUAAUUUUGUAAUGUUUUGAUAUUUUGUUGAUAUAUUUUUCACAUAUAUUUUGGAAAAAUAAUUGUAAAAGUUUAUCCAAAUAUAUUAAAUUGUUUGAAGGGAGGUGUACGUAGGAUGUAGGACACUAAGGAGGAGCUAAGGGCAAUGGGAAAUGCGCAUAUGCACUAAGGUACCACCCGGUUUCCUAAGCUGUGUUCACCUUCGUGGAGCUGAGUGCUCUGAGAGCAGUGACUAGAGAGUGCAGAAAUAAUCACCACGAGGGCAGGAAUAUCGGAUAAGAGGGUACUACUUGAAAGUAUAUCUGGCCGAGGGUCUCCGUUUACUACAUUUGACACGGAUAGCCUUGCUGUCAAUUCCACAGGGAUAGUAGAUGAUCAUAGUUACAAUGACCCAAAAUCAAUCGGCAAUGCCUUUAAUAAAUUCUAUGCAAACUUUAUAGCCUCUCCUCCAGCCCCCAGGAAACAGUAAUAUCUAAAUAUUUGGAUAAGAUUGAGUUGCCAACACUUACGGAUGAUCAGCAGAAAGAGUUAAGCUUACCAUUCCCCGAAUAUCAGGUCACUUUGAUAAUUAAUAAUCUUAAAGGACCACUAUAGUGCCAGGAAAACAUACUCGUUUUCCUGGCACUAUAGCGCCCUGAGGGUGCCCCCACCCUCAGGGUCCCACUCCCGCCGGGCUGGAUGGCGAGGAAAGGGGUUAAACUUACCCUUUUUCCAGCGCCGGGUGGGGAGUUCUCCUCCUCUCCGCCUCUGAUCCUAAUCUUCGGCUCAAUGCGCAUGGGCGGCAGGAGCUGCGCGCACAUUCAGCCAGUAUAAUAGGAAAGCAUUCAUAAUGCUUUCCUAUGGACGCUGGCGUCUUCUCACUGUGAUUUUUCACAGUGAGAAGCACGCAAACGCCUCUAGCGGCUGUCAAUGAGACAGCCACUAGAGGCUUUAGAGGCUGGAUUAACCCUAAUAUAAACAUAGCGGUUUCUCUGAAACUGCUAUGUUUAUAAAAAAAAAGGUUAAUCCUAGGGGGACCUGGCACCCAGACCACUUCAUUAAGCUGAAGUGGUCUGGGUGCCUAGAGUGGUCCUUUAAACUGAAUAAAGCUCCAGGUCCUGACUUGUAUACUAACUGUUUUUUUUAAGACGUUUAAAACCGAGCUUUCGCAACAUUUAUUAGACACAUUUAAUGAGAUUAGAGAAACUGGUCUUCCUUUGAAAGAAUUAAUACAGGCCAAUACUUCACCAAUAUUAAAAACAGAUAAGGACCCUACUGAUCUAGCCAAUUACCGGCCUAUAUCUCUUAUAAGCUCAGAUAUUAAAAUUUACUCAGCUGUCAUUGCGACUAGACUAAAAUCAAUUAUCCCGUCUUUAAUUCAUCACAACCAAAUAGGCUUUGUUCAGAAUCUAAAUCCAAGUAACAAUACUCGAAGACUGACUGGCUUGAUUGAUUAUGUAACAAGGAGCAAGAUUCCUCUGCUGGCCCUGUCAUUAGAUGCUGAGAAGGCAUUUGACAGGGUCAGUGGGAGUUUUAUGAACCAGACUUUGGCCAAAUUUGGAUUUGUUGGUUCCAUCAAAACUGCAAUAAUGACUCUCUAUUCUAGUCCAAUGGCGAAAACUGUGGGCCCUGGCAUCUCCGCAGAUUUGUUCACAAUUUCUAACGGGACAAGGCACGGAUGCCCCCUUGCUUCGCUUUUAUAUAUUUUAACACUUGAACCACUUGCAGUGAGUAUAAGAAACAACUAUCAAAUUAAAGGAGUCAUCAUGGAUCAUUCUGAUUUUAAGACCAGCCUCUAUGCUGAUAAUAAAAUUAACAUUGACAGAUCCGGUCACAUCACUAGGGGCCUUGAUCUUAGAGUUAGAAGAUUAUAGUAGAGUCUCAAAUUACAAAUUAAAUGUUGGUAAAUACUAAGUUAUGCCCAUUAACUUAGACUCUAUGACAAUUAAAAGACUAUCAACUUAUGCCAUUCGGCACCUUCCAUGACGGAAUUUUGUAUAUAGUUAUCCCUCCCCUGAUAUAUCAGUUUAUGUUAUGCAUAAGUACCCCCUCCCUACCCCCCAAACCUCUUAAGCAGUUACUACACCGCCCCAGAUCUUUAGCAACACGGGUAAACCCACAUAGGUCGACCAUGCACCAUAACCGCAUUGAUUCCGCGAACAGAUUGCCCCACGAAGACAUCUUCACCAAGACGUCUAGCCAUCGGAUACCUGAACUAGAGAACCAAACCUCUAUGGUCUAUUCUCACGCUCCAUCCUAUACAACGCUUAUGAUGGGGUACCAAACUAUCCCGCCAUGGCACACGAAUAAGGGAGCCGCACUAAACACUACCAGGGCCAUCGCAGUCCGCCCCAAUGACCACUUAGCCACCGAACAUCACCUACCUAAAUGACGCUUACUUUUUUAUCCCUAAACGUCAAAGGUCUGAACUCUCCCCAUAAACGUAGGUUAGCGUUAGAAGAAGCGAAGAAACAUAAAGCCCAUGUAGCGUUCUACCAAGAGACCCACUUCAAAUGGGGUUCGCGCCCCAGGUUCUGCUCCACACUAUUCCCACAUGAUUUUCACUCAUGCUAUAAGAAAAAAAAGAGAGGGGUAUCCAUCCUAAUAGGGAAAACAGUCGCGUUCUCACUAGUUAAAAAAAUUGGGGAUAAACAUGGCCGAUACCUAUUGAUUCAAUGUUAUAUCAACAAUGAACCAUAUACACUGAUUAAUAUAUAUGGCCCUCACACGAAUCAAACGGAGUUCCUGGACAACAUAUUUGCCCUAAUCAAUCUGCACACAUUCGGAGAACUCAUCAUGGGGGGAGACACUAAUUUCCUUUUAGACUGUUCUCUUGAUUCCACUUCAGCCCAUAAACUCGCCAAGGCAUCUGCACGCAAACAACACAAAUCCACCUCCCAACUAUGUAACCAGAUCUUACACAAUAACUUACUAGACCCCUGGAGAAUCCUCCGACCCGUAGAACGAGACUAUACUUUCCACUCCCCAGUCCACAACUCCUACACCAGAAUCGACAGGUUCCUACUACCGGCCACAACUAUGCAUAAAGUUCUAUCAGCCCAGAUUGGCCUAAUUACCUGGUCUGAUCAUGCACCAAUAACACUAGCUCUAGCAGAACAGUUCCCCACGAAUGGCAAAGGGACAUGGAGACUCAAUGACUCCCUACUAUUAGAUCCAAAAGUAGUGGACCAACUCAAAGCUGACUUACUCUCUUACUUUCGCACAAACACGACCCCCGACAUUGACAUAUCGACUACAUGGCAUCAAUUUUUUCGCAUAUGAUCUAUGUCUGAUACCACUUAACGUGCAAAAUAAAAACAAUUUAAAACAAAACACCGACUCCUAUCGCUGCAAACUAAACUCAGAGACCUAGAGUUUAAAAAAACAACCUUUAUGCUUCGACGCUAUAAACACAAUUUCUUUACUAAUGGCAACAAAGCAGGCGCACUGCUCGCAGCACAGCUCAAGGCGCGCUCUGCUAACUCGAGAAUUGCCCACAUUAACACAUCCUCGAACCAAAAACUCACAAACCCACAAGAUAUAGUGGAUGCAUUUGCUUCCUACUAUAGCAAACUCUAUAACUUAAAGGAAGAUCCUGAAGUAACUCCACCACCUCCGUCUCUAGUCCAAGACUUCAUAGCGCAGGCGAACCUCCCUACACUAACACCUGAAGACAUUACCUCUCUCACCGCACCGUUCACCACACAGGAAAUAGAGAAAACAGUAGCACAAUUGCCUAAACACAAGGCCCCAGGCCCAGAUGGUUACACGAACUUGUAUUACCAAACAUUCGCACACAUACUAGCCCCACACAUGGCCGCAUUAUUCAACCAAUCCUUUCAGAAGGGAUCACUGCCCUCUGAGAUGCUGAGAGCACACAUCUCUACCCUCCCAAAACCGGGCAAAUCCCCUACGCAAUGCCACAACUUUCGACCGAUAUCGUUGCUCAAUGGAGACGUGAAGCUUUACGCUAAGCUCUUAGCGAACAGGCUAUCCGACAUUCUCCCAAAAUUGACUCAUAAUGACCAAUCCGGGUUUGUUAAAACGAGACAAGGCUCCGAUAACACCCGUAAGAUUCUGAACAUUCUCGCACAUACUCACACUAGUCGCAAAGAAGGCCUUCUCUUAGCGCUGGACGCAGAAAAGGCCUUCGACAGGCUCAAUUGGGACUAUAUGCAACAUGUACUCCAAACAUUCAGCUUCACACCGCCAAUAAUAUCAGGAAUCAUGGCUCUAUAUAACAGUCCGACCGCACAGGUGGCAAAUGCGGGCUUUUUGUCCAAACCAUUCAAUAUCACUAAUGGUACCAGACAAGGGUGCCCCCUAUCACCAUUAUUGUUUGUUCUAUCCCUAGAGCCGUUAGCGCAUAUCAUUAGACACCACCCGGACAUCAAAGGUAUAGCAAUAGGCCCAAGCGAAUACAAACUAUCCAUGUUCGCUGCAGACGUCCUUAUCACACUGAGCAAGGUUACCACGUCGCUCCCACCCCUGAUGCACCUCUUAAAAACUUAUGGCAAGGUGGCAUAUUACAAACUAAAUCAAGCUAAGACACAGGCCAUGGCCAUUGGACUCCCGCAUACCCUGGUCCGGGAACUCACCCGGAACUAUGAGUUUGAUUGGAGGGACGACCACAUUACAUACCUAGGAGUCAAAAUAGCGCCCACAGUAGAACGUAUGUACCAUUAUAACUAUAAACCACUAAUCCACCUGUGUAAAACGGAAUGCCUUCGAUGGAAACCGGUAAAACUGUCAUGGUUAGGCAGAAUCAAUACCAUUAAAAUGGUCCUCCUGCCAAAGCUACUGUAUAUAUUCCGCCUCCUCCACAUACAUGCUCCACCCACUCUUUUUAAACAGCUCCAACAAAUCUUAUCAUCAUUCAUAUGGAACUCGCGUAAACCCAGGUUAUCCCACCGCUUAUUACAGCAACGCACAACAGAGGGCGGUGUAGGCCUCCCGGACGUAUAUACCUACUAUAAGGCAGCUCACUUAGAAGCCGCAGUGAAACUGCAUACCCCCAAGGCGGUAUAUCAGUGGGUAGACAUGGAGUUGGCGAAAUCCGCCACGACACCCUUGGUGGAUACCCUAUGGACUCCCAAAACGCUUCGCCCCAAAGGUGGAACCCUGUUCCCAACCACAUCACUCACCCUGCAUCACUGGGAUGCACUAAGACACAGGCAAAACGCCACCUAUAAAUUCCACCCUCGAGCACCACUGACGGCCAUACGAGCAAUCUCACCAUGGCUCUCCCUGAAAUCCUGGGUUAAGUUAGGUAUUAACCACCUAGAUCAAGUCAUGCAACAUAACCUCAUCAAACCUUUCCCAGACCUACAACGAGACUUUAAGCUAACCAAUUCCUCAAUAUUCCCCUACAUGCAGCUCAAGAGUGUCAUACCCACCCAUGUGGCACAUAUCACUACGAAUGCUAGCCAAGACACCAAAGUAGUAGAUACACUAUAUAACAGAUGCUGGCAAACCCCAACCAAACCAAAAACCCUUGCUCUAUGUUACCAAGUAAUCCUGAAAACAGCACCACACUACACCCCACCCUUCGUGAACCAGUGGCUCACUGAAUGUGAUGAGCUCAUAACUGAGGCAGAAGUGCUAGCGUCUCCCAAUGCCCUCAAGGGACUUACUCAAAGCUACUCACACAUAGAGGCCCACAGGAAACUGGUAUAUAGGUGGUACUUAACACCACACAGGCUCCAUACCAUGUACAACUCUGUAUCCCCGCUCUGCUGGAGGUGUGGGGAAAAACAGGGCACAAUGUUCCACAUCUUGUGGGCAUGCCAACGUAUACGCCCCCUAUGGGAGGAAGCACAGUCCACCCUACGGACCAUAGGCAUCACAGCACCACCACUAGAUGUACAUACAGGGUUAUUUCUCUCCUAUUCGCACUCGACCCCAAAAUCGGUAAAAUGCAUAUUGGCAAUCACUGCAUUAGCAGUACGAAACCUCAUAGCAACGCACUGGAAAAGACGGGAAUGCCCUUCCAAAACCCAAUUGUUCACUAUGCUCCACCGCUACCACAUAUAUGAAGGCUUGACAGCCAAAACGGCCCCACAAAGGAAGUCCUUCCAGAUGUCCUGGGCACCAUGGGCUGAUUUUUGGGAAAGGGUGAAUGCUACUAAUGUGACAUAGCACCAAGACGUGGCUAAGUCAAAAAACUGCCAAAAGCACUGAUAUGGUACAUACCAUCAAUGCCACACACACAAAGUCCCAUACCCAGUAUGAAAACAACCCCCCUCAGAGGUACUUGAGGCUCCCACGUAUAGAAUGAUACACCCAUCUAGGGGUCAGACCUACCGAGGUGUAUAUCCCACCUCCAUAACACACUUGAGCAUUAAUACUUACCAUGACCUGGGGCCAUACUGAAGUAACUAACACCUCCCCAACACCCCCUCCCUUUCCCCCCUUUUUUUUCUCUUUCUUCAUUCUCCCUCUCCACUGUUCAUCCCCAGUUGAAAAGCCCAAACCCAAGCUGUAAUGUCCUCUGCCAGGAAUGAGAAGUUAUGCAUAGGCCUGCCUGAGUCUAGCAAGGCUCAGCAUGCUCGGAACACAAGAUGUUAGAUAUGAAGAAUGUAUCCAUGAGGCCUUAAUGUACUACUGCUGUCCGGCUAGGACUCAAUGCAAAUGUUCUUCUUCUUUCUCCUAGAGGCAUGAUAAAAUUGGUGAAAAAUGUUGUAUAACCCAACACCCUCCCUUUCUUCCUUCUGUACCCCAUUGACUUUAUGAAAAUAAAAAAUUACCAAUUUAAAAAAAAAAGACUAUCAACUAAAUAUCCUUUUACUUGGUCAAUUUUUUUUCAAAUAUAGAAACCUCUUAUUUAAGAGAUAUUUAUGAAAAUUGGGUAAAAUACAGGGGGGAAAAAUCAUAUUCUAAAUAAAAAAAUAAAAAUAAAAGGAAUAUGGGGGCGGAGCCUAGCAGCCAAGCAACCCAGACGUGUUUGGCACAAGCUCCCACGUCUGGAGACAAAAAUCGGGGUGCCUUACUCAAGAACCCGCAUGCACAGAUCACUGUCUCCACAGCUAAUAAACAGGAGAAGAAGCUGCACCCGGCAGUACCUUUUUGGGGAGUCUGGGACACUGGAUUGCCUCACUGGGGACUUGAGGCCUACACGCGGCCGGGCCACGAGGAAGCGGCCGAUCCUCUGGCUCAUAAGCUAACGCUGAAACCCCGGUAAAUCACUCCACCUCCCCUGGAUCGGCGGGGGUUAUCCCGGUCCCCACUGGACUGUACUAAUCGACUGACACCGCACCUAACCAUACAGCAGAACCUGGGCCUAGCCGCACUCACCAAAAUGACGACGGAACACUGGCCUACAGAGACUGCAAGCGAGCACACUGCAACCCUCUGCAGCUCAGUAGACCACUUUACGCAGCAGUUAGACAGGCACUUCCAACGAUUCUUGAAGGCCCUGAUGAAACACUGCACAGCCUUACCAGCACAAGCUCGGGUAGAAGGGCGGAGAGAAGAGAGCCAGAGGGCACGGUGGACCCCCUCGGGCCAAGCUGCACGAAAAACCCCCAAACCUCCCACUACUGGCCUACCUGGGCCGAAGGCCACCCUGGGCAUGACCCAAAGACAUUGCCCACAAAGACGGAGAGCCCACCGCCGCAGCCAGAGGCUGUCCGGCAAGACCCCCCGUCACUCCCACAGGGAGAGGGACCCAGCCUCUCGAGGAAACUGGAUCCGUGGAACGAAGAUGUCGGCCUUCAACCUGGCCUGGGGCUGGAGGGUGGACUUACCUUGCCUCUACCGAACCGCACACGCUGCUCCAAGCCCUACUCCAUAUGACAACGACCACGAGCGGAAGAAAAACGCACGACUGAGCCGCAACGGUGAUACAACCGGUAAAUUCCUUACCGCCAUCAAGAACUUUCCGCACGUGGGCAUUGGCUGAGCUAGGAAGGGUCGUCUGGCGCACACCACUGUACCCCACUACUAUGGCACCGAACCCCUGCAAGUUCCAAUGGACUGUCUCUGGCAACAGGAUUCCCUUAAUGGACUGCCCUAAUGCCUACCGGCUUUCCCAAGUCCCACACUCACUCUGAUAUCCAUCCGUUUGAACUCACCUUACCCUCUACGCAAACACGACAUGCCAAAAUUUGUACUCAAAACCAGGGAACCGGGAGUGGUAGACGGCAGUCACUCAUGCUUAAACCUCCCGGUGACCCCGAAAGGGCACGCAAGUCGCCGGUCGGAUUGGCAACUACCCCCAUGAUCAUCUACGGGUACCAGGGACUUAACCCAGCAUACCGGCUCCGGGAUAGCAAAGCCUAGUAUGUUAUUAUUAAGUCUGUUAUCUAUUUGUUUUCCCUCACGUAUAGCAAGGUGCAGCCAGUUACAACUGAAGAUUAGCCCAGUGGUUUUCACCUUAAUUACAUAUUCAGCAAAUGCCUAGUCCUUGCAAUUCCAGAUAACAUUACUCGACUACUCAGACAAGUGCUGUGCUUAAACAUGAUCACAGCUCAGAUUAGCAUGUAUUAAAUCAUAUUUUCUAGCACUCAUUAACUUUGUUACUGCCUGCUCGGACAUCACAAACUAACUUACCGCUUAAAACAAUGAUUAGCCAUAGCAUGCAUGUAUGUAGAGCGUCUAGGCAAAGCAUAAUGUUUAAACUUUAUUACUCACUCGAUAGGCACAUGAGCAAGCGUUCCUUUGUAUUUCAUUUUAUUUUAUUUUAGUCCCUUGUAGACUCUUAAGACUCGACUAUACUUGGUAACAGCGUUUAAAAUAUACCUAUCUGUUUAGCCUGUACAGUGUUACUGUUGUUAUAACUCUGCUUGAUAUCUCACUUAAGUCUAACCACUUACAUUACUAAUACGCUAAACUUACUAGAACUACUCUUCUUAAUAUAAAAUGAGGCUAACAGUUACUCAGAGAUGAUAUAAAUUGCAUUGUAUUAUACCCGUUAUGUAUGAAACUUUAUUGUCUCCCCUUUCUCAUUCUGUACCCCAUAUAAUUUUCUGCCUCAAUAAAAAAAAAAGAGAUUGACAAAAAAAAAAGGAAUAUAAUAUUACUGAUAUAAAUAUAGGUAAUUGGAUUAAAUCUGGUACAAUUAAAAUAAGAGAUCUACUAGAGUCAAUAAAAUAAGGCCCUUUUCACACCUUCAGUUAAGUCUUGACCUUAAAUCAAGGUAGAUAUUCUCAUAUCUAAGAAUAAAAAAUAAUUUGGCAAACACGAGGCGAAUCCACGUGCGGCCCUCACCCAUCACGUUCCCAUAUCCGAUAGCUCCCCAUGCCCGCAAUAGGUAACGAUAAUUAAGCACCCCGCAACCCAUGGUACCUAUGUUGCCAAAACUGAUGACGCCCCGAUGGCCUCACCCGCGCCCCUGACUCACCUCCUGACGCUCAAUAUCCUAGUUACGCACUUAGCCCAAGUCAGUCCCUGACUUCUACGCACCUAACCACCACAAACGAUGAUAACCAAGAAGCCGGCUAGUAGUUCAGCAGACAUAUCCAUUGAGAACUGUACCUUGUUACAUGUUAUAGUUGGUUCUUACUUAUUAGUUCAACAUGUUCUUCAUAAACCGAGGCCUGCGGUAAAUGUGGGAAGAUAUAUAGUACAUAGGGCCCUACUUGAUAUAUGUGCAACCCGCUUUUCCCCUUUUCUUAUUCUGUACCCCAUACAUUUUAAUAUCUCAAUAAAAAAGUGAUUGACAAAAAAUAAAUAAAAAUAAUUUGGCUAAUCAUCACCUCCAAGACGAUACUACAAUAAAUAAAAAAUUAAAUGAUCUAUUUAAAAACAAUACAAAACGUAAACUGAUAUCUAGUUGGUAUGAAAUACUGAGUGAGGAAGAAAUAGAGUCUAAACCAAAAGCCUGGAAAAACUGGGAACAAGAAUGCGGGUCCCCCAUCGAGCUAGAGCAGUGGUAUAGAUCAAUUCAAGAAGUUACAAAAUUGUUGCACUGUUUAAAUAUUAUAGAGCUUCACUACAAAAUUCUUCAUCAAUGGCAUAGGGUACCAAAAAUCCUAAAUAAAGUUAACCCUGGUAAUACCAAACUAUGCUGGAGGUGUAAUUGUGUAGAAGGUAGCUCUAAACAUAUCUGGUGGGAUGUAAGCUUUUAAGACCUAUAUGGAAUAGGGCAUUUAGAGUUAUAUAAAACUUAGUGAGAGAAGAUUUGGAAGAAAAUUUCUUGGUUGCUCUUUUUCAUUUUAAUAUAAAAAAUUUUAAACUCAAAAAAGAUAUCUAAUAAUUCAACUUAUGAUAGCCAUAAAAAUAGAAAUCUCAAGAUAUUGUCUACAGAAAAAAAAUCCCAUCCUGAACUCAGUUGCUAACUCAGCUUAAAUACCAAUAUGAUAUGGAAAGGGGUAUUAAAAAUGGUUACCUUGGUUAGACAACCUUAUAUAACUCUAUCCUAAACAAUCUUUUAAAAUUUGUUAUAUAUGUUAUAUGUGUGUGAUGUAUAUUCAACAGUUCAUAUAUUUCUCUUCUGGCAAUCAAUGUACACGACUAACCUUGAACUGUGUACUUGUCUGUAACGUUCUUCAUGUAAAAUUUGCAAAAAGAAUAAUAAAUAAAUAAAUCGUUUGAAAUGCUUAUCCAACAAUAGUAAAACAAGACGUAUGUUAGAAAUAAAACCCAUUACCCUGAAGUUUGAAUACAUACUAGGUAUACUGUAGCAGGGAUAGAACUAUAGAUUUUUUUACUACCCCCUCUUUUGGUCUCUCUAUUAGACUCAAUUAAAUAUUUUGGAUAAGCUUUCAAAUUAUUUAAUAUUUUGCUAAAUAUUUUUUAUAAUAUUAUAUUUAUAUUUUUUGAAAUAUUUAUAUAUAUAUAUAUAUAUAUAUAUAUAUAUAUAUAUAUAUAUAUAUAUAUAUAUAUAUAUAUAUAUAUAUAUAUAUAUAUAUAUAUAUUUUAAAUUCUUUAUUUUAUUCGUGCAAACGAUUAACAAGCAUGUUUGCUUUGCCACAAUAGCUGGAGCAAACCGGGAGGUACACAUAGAAAAACAACUGUAUGGCAUUGAUAGCUUUGCACAGUUUUUAAAUUAGGUAAUCAGGAUGAACAUAUAUGGCUUAACAUUGUGAGGUGCUUGUUUGUAACAUAUUUAUUUAAAUAUUUUUAUGUAUGAUGUAUUUUUUUUUUCUUUUACAUUUGUAUUUCAUUGGAGUUUCCAAUUCCAAAUAUAACAUCUGCGUCAAGGUAUAAGGUUACAAGAAUAGGUAUAUAACAUACAACAAUAUAUUCCAAUGUGUAUGCAUAUCAGUGUGCGGUGUAGGAUAUGCCUGGCAUCCUCUAGGACUUUGCCCUAUAGUGUGCAUAUAAGAAUAUAGGUAACCAUUGACUCUGUAUUACAUGUGUACUAAGGGAUACAAAUUGGAGCUUAUGCGCGCUUAAUACUUGAGGACUACAAAAUGCGCUGCUACUGUUCGUCACAUCUUGUUAUGUGUGGUUUGAUCAAGAGACAGUCUCGUUGGAUGUGGUGUAUGAUCUCUCUGGUAGUUGUGUAUAACGUAAAACUAAUGAAUGAAGGGUCUUAAGUAAUUUAAGGGAGAUAAACAUUCUACAGUUGGGGGCUAAGAUAUGGUCAAUAAAAGUGUAUGACUGUGUUUGCUGUCAACUUGGUAUGAUGCGUUUCAGGUCAGGGCUCCCGGUGCAGUGAGUCCGGUCGCUUGGGCAGUGGUUAGAUGCAGUCUCUGCAAAAAAGUGUUAGAGUCCUCUCUUGAAGUCAGGGUGAGUGCUGUAUCUCCUUGUGUCACGAUUAGGGAACCAUCUGCUCCCCAGUGGUAUUUGAUUGCGGCGUUUGGCAAUUGUGUAGAUAUCGGGGCUAGUUGCCGUUGUUCAAGUAGUGUGGUAAACGGGAGAUCUGCAUAGAUCGCCACUGUGUGUCCUUUGAAGCGUAUGUUGCCAAGCUCCCUGGAUCGGUUCAUGAUGGUGGUGCUAGUUGUGAUGUCUGUUGUUACUGCUAUGGUGUCUCAGGGUGCUCCUUGAGGGGCGGCCACCAUCUUUGCGGACUCUGAAAGCAGAUGUUCAUAUUGUGCGGUCUGUGCCUCGUUUUAUGCCAAUGGAUGCCAGCAGCCUCUGGGUGUAAGGUAGCAAUGUUUCCCUUCCAAUCUGCUCUGGAAUACCUCUCAGGCGUAUGUUGCGUCUCCUAUGUCUAGUUUCUAGUAUUGUGACCAAUCUGGUGAGUGUCAUAACCUGUCGGGUUAGACUAUUCACCAUUUCAGCUUGUGCCUCCUGAAGGUCGGCCUUCCAUACCUGCCUCACGUCUUUUAGGAGACUCUUGAUGUCCCCUUUAGUUGCUGGGGAAGUUUCAUCAUCUGAAUCAGAUUCUUGCUCCACAUCUGCUGCUGUGGGUGAGGUAGGUUCAGCUGGUGGGGGUUAAUGAGGACAGAGUGUCCGCGGAGCUUUUGCGUCUAUUAUAAGGUAAUAACCCUGCCAUCAGGACGAAGCUCUCUUUAGACACGUCCGUGUUGCUGCUCAGUCAGCCUAUUUUUGAUAUUUUAAUAUUUUUAAAAAAACACAUUUUAAAAGCUUAUCUAAAAAUAUUAAAUUAAAACCUUAUCUGUGAAUAAAAUCAGCAUUUAGUGACAGUCCCCUAACAAUUAAUCAAACUGUUUAAAAAAAAAUGUUUGGCACCCCAGACAGAUGGUGUGCUUGAUGAAAUGCUGACAUGCCUUUUCAGUGGGCAGGCAUGACACUCCCCAGGCUAGCCUGCCCAAAAUGGGUGUCACAGUGACACAAGUGACGCUACCUAGAAGGCCCUCCUACCCUUCCUGCUCCUAAUUUAUUUUGGUAACUUAUGUAAUGGUUCAUACUAACAAUUACUCUCAUUUUGUUUCUGUCCUAAUUUAGUAUUUACGAUCUGGCUUUUAAACCUGAUGGGACACAGCUUAUUGUGGCAGCAGGAAACAGAGUUCUGGUAUGGAAAACUGCAUUUUGUUUUCAUUUAUGAUUUAUGUGUGAAGUGUUGAAUUUUCACAUUUUCAGUCAGUGUUGUACAUAGAAAUUGUAAACUGACCUGGAAAUUGAAAAUCUUAGGCCAAUAUAGAAACAUUAGAAGAAUUCUCCACAAUUCGCAUUUUAUUGAAUGGUCAUGCUUGUUACAUCUAGAUGUGACUGUUCAAUACAGAUUGUGAGAUUUUAGUUUGCAUUCUUUGUAGCAGCAAAUUGAAAUAAUUGAUUUAGUAUGCUGUAUUUAUUAAUAAAUAAUGAUAUUUAGUCCCAUUAGUUACCUGGAGACUGGUUCUGGAAUAAAAGUACAUUUUGGAUUUAGCCUAGACUCUGAGAUAAAUCAGUGCGGGACUGAUUCAGAGUUUGCCCAAUUUGAUGACAGAAAAUGUUGUGAAUUUCAGUUUCUGAAUUGCUUAUAAUGAUCAGUCUUUGGUUAAAAAAAACCAAAAAACUUAACUUGUAAUUUUGGCAAAAACAACUUAUCAAAACAAAAAAAUUAUCUAUUUUCCAACUAAACUAUUGAAAAUGAAUGCUAGCUUACAAUUUAAAAUAGUUUAUCCCUGUGGUAAGUUCACUAUACAGUGGGUUGUGGAGAGGUGUCAACAAACUUGCAAAUUAUGGGGACAAGAAAUCUCCAACUUGGGUGAAUUGAAGAUUUUUACAACUAGGAUAUUUUGACCUUAAAUUUGCAAGAUAGCUCUCAGCACACCACGACUCACUGUUUAAUCAAUGAAACUUAAAAAUCAGCGUUUCCCACCUUGUGUGCAGCGCAUAAAACAAAUUCAGACUAAACUUUACUUUAAAAAAAAAAAUGUAAACACUGAGGUAAAAAUAGUUUUCUCUACUGAUGAUCAUGUGCAUCAUAAAUAUGAUUUUUUUUACUUCAAACAUAUUACAGGCUAACCCAAAUUAACACAAUGUUCUCACAGAGAUAUAAAUGCAGACAGGGAGGACAAUUUUGCCCUGCAUUAAGGUAUACUAGAUGUACUAAAACUAUAUAUACAUAUAUAUAUAUAUAUUUUUUUUUAAUUAUUUAAAAAAAAAUUCUGUCAGCUGUACAGUCUAUAAUGGAGGUAUGGCUAACACAAUAUAUUUCAGUAGGCCGGUCUAUCACUGUGAGAACACUAUUGGGAAGGACAUAUCAGGGCAUGAUGGGAAAUAUGUACACAAGAGCAAAGUAAUGCAAGCUCAAAUAUGUCAUCAAAAAUAUCUGUUAAAUUGCAUGGCUGAUGAAUUCAAGGUUUUGAACAAUCAGCUGGUGCCUCCUGUAUUUUGGUGUUUUAUAUAAAACAAAACAAAAAAAAGGUCAUUAUGACUCCUGUAGUGUAGCAAUAUUUUCAGCCUUAUACUGAAUAAUAAUUCUAAGGUUUCCAAACUCUGUUUGCAGGUUUACGACACUUCAGAUGGAACCUUAAUUCAACCAUUAAAGGGACAUAAGGAUAUGGUGUACUGUGUGGCUUAUGCCAAAGAUGGUAAUUUUAUGUUUUGGCAAAAAUAUUAUUAGUUUAUUAUUAUUAUUUUAUUAUUUAUAUAGCGCCAUCAGAUUCCGUAGCGCUGUACAAUGGGUAUUUUUUUAAAUUAUUAUUUAUAUUGCACCAAAAUAUUCCAUGGUGCUUUUCAGUUAUUCACUACUGCUAACAAGGAUUUAUAAUGCUAGUCACAAUACAAAAAAAUGGAGUUACUUGUGACAAUCAAGUUGUUUCACUUGACAUUAACAGCAGUGAUGCAUAGCAUUGACAGACAAUAUAAUUUUGAUUGAUACAAGAGGUGGAAGUGGCCCUACUUAAAUGAAUCUGUUAAGGAGAUAUUACUUAGAAUUAAUUUUUUUUAGUCACAGGUUAUGGCAUCCUAAUAACUUCAUGUCAAUUGAGUCAUUAGGUAGUCUGAAGGUCCUGGGCACUAUUUUACCUUACUAUUUUACAAUCAAACCUCAAAGUUGUAUUCAUGUCUGCCUUGCCCUUCUGCCUCCUCCUCUGGCCUGGCAUUAAUACCAAUAUUUUCCUCUGGAAGCUGGUUUUAGACUGAGAUUGUCAGCUGUUAUCCUCUCACUGGACACCCAUUGCAAGGAAUACUUUACAAAGCAUAUGAAGGGGGGAUGGCGGCAAAAGAUAGAUCCCCAUUUGCUGUAGAACUACAACUCCCUUGAAGCUGUUCGUGCCUUUAGAAUGACAAAGCAUCAUGAAAACUGUUGUUUUAAAACAUCUGGGGAUCUCCCUUUGGGCACCCCGAUCUAAAGCAGUCCUUACAGUGAGGUGCCAAUGGUAGGCUAAGAGUAUCCUCUGGUGCUUUCUGCCUGUCACCAAUACAUAUGGGAGAAGUUUGUGAUUGGUGUUAGGACCGGUGGAUAGGCAUAGAUGGCAUACAAAGUGAACCAUGCAGACAAAUUGACAUAAAGUUGUUAUGGGGUCAGAGUGGUCCUUUAGUUCUUUCUUUUAUUUUUUCUGUUGUAAAUCAAACAGUGAAAUGCUUUGCUCGACCUGCUCUCUGAAAGAAUGCAGUUAUUUAGUCAUUCAUUGACUAUGGAAAGUUUAUUUCGAUGGACAAUAUCACUGGUCCUGUUAUGCUACUAGUGCCAGUGAAUAAAAAAAGAUCUUGAUCCUUCCUUUCCAUCAAACUGUGUUUCUCUCAUAGGGUUUGAUUGUUACUGACACCUUUUCUGUAUGAUUUCAGGUAAACGUUUUGCCUCUGGAUCUGCUGAUAAAAGUGUCAUCAUAUGGACGUCCAAAUUAGAAGGGAUUUUAAAAUACACGUGAGUAGACAAAACAAAAGGCAAGAGCAUUAGUAAAAUGAUUCCAUGUCUAGAACCAUUAAAGAUAUUGGUAAAAUGUGAAAAUCCUGGAUUGGCAAUUUGUUGGUAACAAUUCCUGAAUUCUUCGUCAUUAUAUAUUUUAUUUAAUUGCAGAUUUUUCUUUUAAUAAACAAUCAGAGAAAUAGGAUUAAUAGUAGUUAUAUAUGUGUAAUAUUAUACAUGCAGUACAAAGAUAUAAUUUCAAACAUAAAUAAAAGAUUAGCUUGUUCAUUCAAAUGCAGCUUUGAGCUGGUUGAGAUUUAUGGGAAAUGUAGUCCAUAAACAUAUGCAGUGAGAACGUUACCAUUAGUAGAAUAUUCAUAUAAAUAGAUGACCAGGUAAGGUAAAAAAAUCUGAAUCCCUGCAAAUGACUCUCUAAGUGGCAGUGAAUAAAUCUGUUUAUAUGCUAAAUGUUGACCAGGGAAGGUAACUAUACUCAGUUCAGCAAUUUGUCAUAAUUAAACUUAUCAUUGUUUCAACAGGCAUAAUGACUCAAUUCAGUGCGUAUCCUAUAAUCCAGUUACCCACCAGCUGGCUUCAUGCUCUUCAAGUGACUUUGGUUAGUAGAUCUGGAUUCUGUACAGUGCCACCGGAGCCUAUCAGCAUUAUACAAUGUUUAAUUUUUUUAAUUUAAUUUUUUUAUAUCAGGUCUUUGGUCUCCAGAACAGAAAUCUGUUUCAAAACACAAAGUGAACAGUAAAAUCACCUGCUGCAGGUAAUUAUUGCACUAUUUCCAUAUAACCUCACAAGAACACACGACAAGAACCAUGGUUAUGGAUCUCGCCUUCUCCCCCAAAAAAUAAAAAAUGCCAGCAUGGUAUGCCAAAUCCCUAAUUUAAAGGAAUACUAUAGCGUGAUCCAUUUAGAUUAUCAGGUGCUCCUCGCUGAACCAGUCUCCGUGCUGCCACAGAUGUUGUAGGAACACCCCUUGCAUUAGUCAAGUCAGCAAGUGUCCGCUUUCGGAGAACAUUGUUCAUAGGAACCCAGUCAUUGUCCUCACUUGUAGAACACCAAAAAAUGCAUUUCCAUAUAUGGAUAAAAUGUAUUAUAUUGAUUAAUCUGUUGCCAAUUCACCAGUAGAGUCAAGUCAAGGGAGAGGAAGCUGAGCUGCAAUGUUUGACUACAAAAUUGUUACCUAUGUGGAAAACAUUUGGGAAUAUAUUAACUGGACAGUGACAUGAAACCUUGUUAUAAAUUUUAAUUACACUCUGCUGAAUAGGCUGUUUAAACAAAACAACAGUUUUUAAUAUCUUACAUUGCACAUCUAGCAAAAUUUUUCUUGAGAAGUUUCCUUUAUUAGUUUUGUGUGGCAUCUCCAUGGAGGUUGUUAGUUCCCCUGUUUUUUGCCGAUUCGCGUUUGCUGUUUUCCAGCUUUUGUCGGGGAAAAGCAACAGGAUUUGCCGUUUUUAGCAGGAGCUGUUGCAACCUGCAUCCGCUAUGCUCUGCGGUUAUGCCCCCCCCCCCUUUAUUAGUUUUUUUUAUAGGGUGCUAUUCUGAUUUCUGGCUUAUUUGAUAUUCUUCUCAUUUUGUUUUUAGCUGGACAAAUGAUGGGCAGUACUUGGCACUUGGCAUGUUCAAUGGUGUAGUGAGUAUAAGGAAUAAAAAUGGAGAGGAGAAAGUUAAAAUUGAACGUCCUGGUGGAUCGAUGUCACCAGUGUGGUCUAUCUGUUGGAACCCAUCCAAGUAAGUACAUGUGUAACUCUUCAUUCUUAUGAAAUAUGCCAUAGUGACCAAAAUUUAUACAUAACACAGAUUAAGGAAAAGCACACGCAUAAAAAUACAUUUCUAAAUUUUAUAAGGCUACUUAAAAUCACUUAUCUCAGCAAACAAAUAUAAGGAUUCAGUUCCGCCAUAUAGCUAUAUUGUAGUAGUGGUGAGGUUAACCAUAUGGUGCAACUGAAUCCCCAUAUUUGUUUGCUGAGAUAGGCGAUUUUAAGUAGCCUUAAAGAAUUUAGAAAUCUAUUUUUUAUGUGUGUGCUGUUCCUUAACCUGUAUUAUGUAUAACCUUUCAUUCUUGUCAUGCUCCAUUUUUUAAAAAAAUGUACAUUUAUGAUUUAUUAACAUCACAAUUCAGUUCAGUCUUCACACAGCCAAGGUGUGUAUUGUUUCCAAUUUUGCACCUUCAUUCGAUUGACAGGGAGCCAGAAUGGAGACACUAAGUUAUAGGAUAGAGCUAAAUACAGCUUUGUUUAUUUCUGAUUUUAAUUUAUAAUUUUUUUUAAGUAUUCAUAAGCACAUAUUUGUUAAAGGGACUAUGUACACUUAAUAUUACAAAUCCUGAAAUGCGACAUUUCCACAUUAAACUAAGGGAUAGCAUUGGUUGUAAAACAUGGCCUCGCUGUUUGUGUAAUGAUUGUUUUUCAGUGUUGUGUUUGAACCUAUUAAAAUUUACUACUGUGUGUGUCUUUUUCCUGUUUUUAUUUUGUUUGUUCUUUGUUGUUUUUUUGCAUUUUAAGGGAUGAGCACAAUGACAUACUGGCUGUGGCAGAUUGGGGGCAAAAGCUAUCCUUCUAUCAGCUGAGUGGCAAACAGGUACCAUCCCGAAUAUGGGACUUUAUUUUGCUAAUUGGGUUUAUUGUAUGCUAAGCAAUACAUUAACAAAGUUAGACACUAUGUUUGCUGUUGUCGUCUAUACCAAGAAAAGGCUAUGAUGGUUUUCCAUCUGUUGCAGAAUCACCAAACAAAAAUCACGGGUUAGCAUAGUUGUAUUGAAGUUGUAGUUCAAAUCUGUUGCAUAGCUGCAGGUUGCCUACGUGUUUUUAUUAAAGUUGCUCUGACUUUCACAAAUGGGUGCUGUAUCUUAGAAUGCUUAGCUUUGUUGGAAGAAAUGUCUACACUUUUUUUCUUUUUCUUUUUUUUUUUAAACAUCAGAAUAUGGUGUUUGUUAUUUCAUACUAUAUGUGUCUCAAAAGUGACUUUAUCAGACACCAAAUCAUCAUCAUUUGUUUUAUUUUCAUCUUAUUUUCUUUUACAUAUAUGUAUAGCUUCCUAUCUCCCAUUUUAGUUUAUCUUUAAUUUCUUUUAAUUUUUUUUAUUUUAAAUACCAAAUAUACAUACAGACUAACUAAACAGACAUUUGUUUGGUUCACAGUGUACCAAAAAAAAAAAAAAAAAAGAUAAAUAAAUAGAUAAAUCAAAUAAGCAGUCCAAGGCGAGGGGUAUCCCGGCAAACUCCUGUUUUGGGUAGGGAUUGCUAGACUAAAAGUGAGUAUAUUGCAGGAGAAAAAAAAAAUAAGAAUAAUUAAUUGUCCCGGGUCUAAUUUUUUUAUCCAUCUAUCCCAAUAACUAUAAUAGUAGCCCUUCUUUGGGGCAAAGUUCGUAAUAGCUCGUUCCAUUUUGCACUGAAAAAUGCUUUGAUGGUGAAUAUUGGCCCAGCUAUCCACCCUAGGAGACUUCCAAUUUCUGGCUAUUGAUGUUUUAACAGCCAUUAGGAUAUGAAAAAUAAUUGGUCUGAAUUCUCUAUUAAUCAGCCCCAUAUCCAUAUGUAAUAAGGCCAUAUUUGGAGUCAGAUUAAAUUUCUGUUCCAAUAAAGUAGACAAAUAUGGAUUGUGGUCUCCCAUAAGGGUCUGAUUAUCGGAUAGUCCCACCAAAUAUGUUUAAAAUCUGCGGUUGAUUCAGUACAUCUCCAACAGUUGGGGGGACUGUGGGAUACAUUUUUGCAAUUUUUUUUAGGAGUUCUAUACCAUCUGUUUAAUAUCUUAUAGUGAGUUUCAUGUAUAUUCAAACAGUGGCAGGUUUUGUAUAAUGUGUUGAGGGAGUUAUUCCAUUCUUUCAUAGUUAUAUCUAUUUUCAAAUCAUAAUUCCAUUUAAUUAUUGCCGAGGGAAUUGGUUUGAUCUGAGCCUUACAUAUUAAUUUUUGGCAUUUAUUGACUAGAUGAGUAUAGUCUGAUUGUUCAUAUAUAUCUGAAAGAAACUUGACUGAAGGUUCAAGAGGAUUAAAUCUCAAAAAUGUUUUUAAAAAGGAUAUUGCCCGUACAUAGUUAAACCAUUUGAUGGAUGGUAUACCAUAUUCAGUUUGAAGUUGUUCAAAAGAUUUUAGUGUACUUCCUCUCAGGAUACUAGAUAGCUUUUCUAUACCCUUAAGGAUCCAUGUUUCCAAAUUUAUAUUUGUCAUUAAAUUUGAUAGAAUAUCUAGAUUUAUACCAUUAAACCUAUUUUUUAUUUUUUUUUAAUUGAGACCAGGUGGGGAAAAUUUGUUGGACUAUUAGUGAUUUGGAAUUUUUAAUAAUUUGAUCUGUUUCUUUAUCUAUGAACCAUAAGAGGGAUUUAUAAUCCCUGUCUCCCGAAGUCAGGGUCUGUUCUCUUUUAUACCAAUUUUGAAUUAUAGAAUCUUCCUUGUUUACUAUUAAAACAUGUGCUAAUAGGUUGGCUUGUGCAAUAUCUUGAAUAAUUGGAAUACUUAUACCUCCUUCAUUUUUUCUCCUAGACAUAAUGUCUUUUUUUAUUCUAGGUUUUUUACCUGACCAAAUAAAUUUAGUAAAUGAUGACUGAAUUAAUUCUAACCAACUGUCAGGGAUUUUUAAAGGAAUCAUUCUCAUAAUAUAUGAAAAUUUCGGUACAAUAUAUGCUUUUAAUGUAUUUAUUUUCCCUGACCAGGAGAUUUCCCGAUUUUUAUUUUUUUUCCCCAUUUUUUAAAAUUGACGUUCAUUUGUUUAAUUACCGGUAAAAUAUUAAUUUCUAACCAUUUCUUUGGGUUUUUUGAGAUUUUUAUACCCAAAUAUUUAAAAAAAACUUUUUAACUUGUUUAAAUCCAUAUUUAUUUUCUAUAUUAUCAAUAUUAUUUUGGGGUGUAUUUAAAUAUAGUGCCGUAGAUUUUUCUGUAUUUAUCUUGUAAUUAGAAAAAUUACUAUAAUUUUGAAUGAUUUGCACAACAUGGUCAAUAGAUUCCUCAGGUUUCUUAAUAGUUAUCAAAACGUCAUCAGAAUAUAGCUUAAUUUUUUGGUUAUUAUCUCCAAGCCCUUUUAUAUCCUGAUUAGCUCUUAUAUCAACAGCCAGGGGUUCAAUCGAUAGAAUAUAUAAAAGCGGUGAUAAGGGGCAACCCUGGCGUGUACCAUUUGUAAUUCUAAACCAUUUAGAUUUAAUACCAGGGCCUAUAGUUCUACCUUGGGGAUCACUAUAUAGGGCCAUAUUGGCACUGAGUAUCUCGCCUGUAAAUCCAAAGAAUAACAGGGAUUCUCUAACAAAUGCCCAGCUGACCCUGUCGAAUGCUUUCUCGGCAUCCAAUGACAGGGUCAGCAUUGGCGUCCGUUCAUCUCUGGCCUGUUCCAGUAUUCCAGUCAUAUUUCUUGUAUGAUUAAUAGAGAGUUGUCCCGGAAUAAAGCCUACCUGGUCUCUAUGUAUUAUGUAACUAACCACUCGUUUAACUCUGUCUGCCAAUAUUCCCGCGUAUAACUUGAUGUCUUCAUUUAGUAGGGAAAUCGGUCGGUAACUGUCUACUUUGUCUGGAUUCUUUCCUAUUUUUAAUAUUGGGACAAUGUUGCCUUUAAGUAUUUCUUCUGGAAUGUUAGUUUUUAAAUGAAUUCAUUACAAGUAGUCUCUAAGUGGGGGGAUAUUUCAUUUUUAAAUAGUCUAAAGAAGAUCCCUGUGAACCCAUCUGGACCUGGUGCUUUAUUAGAUUUUAAAAUUUCUAUCCUUGUGUAUAUUUCAUGUAAAGAUACCGCAGCAUUCAAUUCCUUUAGUUGGGAUUCUGAGAUCUUUGGUAUAAUCAUGUUUUUAAAAUAAUCCUUUGGGUCUGCGUAGUUGUGGGGAAGAUUAUAUAAUUGAUGGUAAUAAUCAUUGAAAGCCUUCCCAAUUCUCUCUGGAGAUAGAAAGGUCUCACCCUUAUAUAUAAUGUUUGAGAUUUGUUUAUGUUGAAUUUCUUUUUUAAGUCUGUUGGUUAACAAUCUAUCUGCCUUAUUACCUCUAUAAUAGAAUGUUGCUUUUAAUCUUUCAAGUGUUUUGGAGACUUUCUUUAUUAGCAAAUCAUUAAUCCUAUCUUGUAGAUUAGAAAUUCUAUUGGAUAACUGCUCAGUUGGAGAUAUUUUAUUAUCUCUUGAGAGAUUAUAUAGUUGAAUUAGUGUUCAUAUUUUAAUCUUAAUAUGUGGAACAGCCUUUUAAUUGUAUAGUUUGUAGUGUCAUGGUGUUCUAUGUUGUAGUUCCUUUAAAUAUCAUAAUUAAGUGGAAGUGAAGCGCAUCAUAUUGAUUUAUUCCCCGUUGUAAUUCUUAACUUUUUUUUCCUUUCCCUUAUCAUUCCUUAUAAUUUUCCCUUUUCUUUCUUCUUUUUUCCCCCUUUCCCUUUUUCCCUUCUUUUUCUCUCUUUUUUUCCUUUUUCUUUUCUUUUCCCCCCAAGUUUAGUGAUUAUAUCAUAGUCUUAAUAUAUAAAAACUUUUUUAAAUAUAUGAUUUUUAGUGUUGUGUUAUUCCACAAUAUAAUUCCUUUUACUAUCAUAAAUAUGUGAAAGUGCGUCCUAUCAUGUUAAUCUAUUCCCUUAUUAUAUUUCUUAGCUCUUUUUGGUGCCUGUCUUAUUCCUUAUUUUUUAACUUUUUAAGUAGAAAUAGACCAAAAAUAAAUGAAUAAAUAAAUAAACAAAAGUGUAUCAAUAAAUUCCAAUUCUGUGUAAUAAAUGUGUCAAAUCUAGUGUCUCACUAAUUCUUCCCCCUUUCACUCAUCCCUUUUCUCUUUCCUUUCUUGUCCCUUCCUUCUUUUCCCCCUUCAAAAAAAAAAAUAAAUUAAUUUAAAAAAUCUUUUUCUCUUUUUUUUUCUUUUUUCCCCCUUUUUUCUUCUUAUUUAUAUUCACUUUUAGACUUUUUUAUUUUAUUUAUUUUGUUUCCCUUUUUUCUUCAUUUUCUCUUAGGCAUGUAAUAUUUUUUUUUAUUUUUUUUUGAGGCAUCACAGAUUAGUAUACUGGAUCCAUAGGGCAUGACAAAUUUCUUUCCCUUUUUUCUUUCUCCUUUUUAUGGGGAAACUCCAUUUUUAAUUGAUAUGUUUUUUUAGCAGGACUUUUAUUCAUGGAGAAUGGUGACUUUCUUCAGAUCUGGUAUGAUAAGGGUAAAUCUUUAUUUAUGUAAAGAUUUUAUCAUGCUUGAUAAAAGGAUUUAUCGUGUCAUUAUUUUUCUGUAUUUUGGUAUCAGACCUGUCUAAUGGGGAGGAAAGAGGAGAGGGAAUAGAGGAAAUAUUUAACAUAUAAAGACACAGACAGAAAACUCAUAAUUGACUCCGAUUUUUCCCUUGAGCCAUGAAGCUAGUUUUUCUGGGGAGUCGCAUAUCACUGUGCUGUAUUCAUAGGAUAUAAUUAUUUUUGUGGGGAAACCCCAUUUGUACUUUAUAUCCUUACUUCGCAGGACUUUUGUUAAUUCAGCAUAGCGUCUGCUUUCAGAUCUAGUAUAGUAAGAAAGAUCUGAAUAAAUCUUUAUUUGUGCAUAUGAAGGGAUUAGAUGAAUGUUUCUUGCUGCUUUUAAAAUCUGAUCUUUAAGUCUUGAUGAUGCGCAGCAUAUAAUAACAUUGCGUGGUUUUGAAAUGUGUAUUUCUGGAGGUUUGUAGGUCCUAUGGAAUCUCUCCAAAGCAUGAUUGUAUUUUGAUAUAUCUAUAUCAAGAGCUUUUAUGAGUUCCAGUAUAUAUGUUUCCAGUUGUUCAUGGGUAAUCGAUUCUGGUAUAUCUCUGAGUCUUAGAUUGUUCCUUCUGGUUCUAUCUUCUAGCUCAGCAAUCUUUUUAUCCAUAUUGUAGAUUCUGUCAUCUUGUUUUUUAAUUAGAACAUCCUGGAGUUGAGAAUUUUCUUUCAACUGUGUCAUGUGCAGUUCAUUUUUUGAAGUUGCAUCCUUAUUAGGUAUUGUUCUUCUUUAAUUUCUUUCAUCAUCAAAGCCUUAGUAAUGGUUUGAUCCUCUCUUUCUGCAUUGAGUGGAAUAUUUUUUUGAGUUAGAUCUUGGGUAUUAAUAAGACUUUCUUCUAGAUCUAUCCAUUUUAGGUUAGAUUUAUUGGUUUGUGGGGAAAAAAAGGAGAGUCGCUUCUCCGGUUUAUUUUCCUGUUUCUUAUCCCUCUUUGUUGUGUUAUUUGGAUCAUUCGUUUUUUUGGUUGCCAUUUAAAAGAUCUGCCCGUAGGGUAGGGAAAAAUUAGAAAAAUAAAUAAAUAAAAAAGAAGGCCCUAGAAUUCCUUGAUGGAAUCGUUAUCCAGUCUCAAAAUUGUAUCAAGUUCACUUUUAGGCUGUAAUCUUUCUCCCCUUCCCUUUCCCCUUUUUGAAUAGAUGCUUAAAUUCCUUAUUUUUAAUCAGGGGGGAAUCACCUUUCUUCUUUAAUUUAAUAGAUUUUCGAUAAUUGGUUAGGGGCACUGCUAGUCUGUAUAUCCAUUUUUCAAUAUUCCUUCCCCCCACCCCCUUUUUUUCUUUUUCUUUGGUUUUAAGUAUUUCUUUCAAUUAUAAUAAGGAAAUAGUCAGAAAAAAAAAAGAAAAAAUCCCAAUCAGGAAUUAUCUCUUAAGCUGUACAAAAUUCCUUUUAAGACUCCUUUCCUCCUCCAUUCAAUUCUCCCCCCUCCACCUGUCCCUCCUCCUACUCCCCUCAACAGAUGAUUUUAGUAUUGAUAUUGAUUUUUAAACCGUAAAAUCAUUUACUUAGAGCCAGAUAAAUAUUGUUCUUAUUAGUCGAAAAUCCUAUAGAUGUUACCAUACAUUUUUGAUCCAGACUAAGAACAGAAGCUCAUAAAUAUUAAUUAAUUGAUUAAAUAAGCAGCCAAGCAAAUGAACCAAAAUAAUUAAAUAAAGCCAAAAAAGGAAAAAUAAAAAAAUCUUAUCUAGGUUUUUUCUGUUGUAUCCGUGUAUAGUCUUCAGUUCAUGCCCUGCCUGUUGCAAUCCCUCAUUCAGUAGAAUAGAGGUUAGAAUAUCUCCGUGAGGUCUCUCUACUACUUUGAAUGUAGUCUCGCAUAGUCAGUACGGCGUUUUCCCGCUGGAGAGUAAUUCAGCUCACGCUGGUUUCCUUGGUUGGAUCAAAGCCACCUCCUCCAUGCUCCCCUUCGCUUCCUCCGCUCUUAGCGCUGCGAGCGUAACCAUGUGUUACGUCAUCGCUCCACCCCCGAACCAAAAUGUCUACCCUUUCAUUUAAUGUAGUGAAAAUAUUUCUAGUUUUAUCUUUACUCCAACAGUGUAAUGGUAGAGAAUAUGAAAAAGUACAAUGUUCUCAAACAUUUGCUAUUUUGGCAGGCAACAUGUAUAUAAAAUGGGAUCCAAAUGAAAUACUACAAAGUACGCCCAGGUCAUAUUUGUUUGAGAGAUGCAAUUUAAAUCUCCUGUUAUGUAUUGUUUCAGUUGUAACAUACAUAUUGCCAGCAAUACAAGCAGAUUUUUUUUCUUAUUUUUGGCAGCAAAUUGAUGCUUUGCUUAAGUGUGCCUAGGGAGGGAAUGGGGUGUACCUUGCUUACAUAUAGUCUAUAAAAAUGUUUACACAGUGCCUAGUUAUUAUUCUUUCACAUGUAGCUUGUAAGCUAUAUAUUUUAACUUAGCAUUGCUUGUGUUUUCCAUAGGUGGGAAAGGAUAGAACCUUGGGCUGCGACCCAUGCUGUGUCAGCUAUUUCUCUAAGGGAGAAUAUCUCAUUUUGAGCGGGUCAGACAAGCAGGUGUCCCUGUACACCAAAGAUGGGGUCCGCCUUGGAAUGAUUGGAGAGCAGAGCUCCUGGGUGUGGACUUGCCGGGUUAAGCCUGAUUCAAACUACGUGGUAAGAGAACGUGACUGGAUGUGGUGUAAGUUAGAUGGUGACCAUCCAGAAUUAACAAUUACCAUGGCUGCAAUGUUUUCUAGGUGGUUGGAUGUCAAGAUGGGACACUUGCUUUCUACCAGCUUAUAUUUAGCACAGUCCAUGGUCUCUACAAGGACCGCUACGCCUACAGGGACAACAUGACAGAUGUCAUAGUGCAACACCUCAUCACUGAGCAGAAAGGUAGGUGUCUUCCCUGUCCAAGUGCUUAAAUAGGGGUCUGGGUCCAUUCUGGGGACCACACCCUGUAACGGAUCGACGGGCACCCCGACUGGGUACCUCCGUUGAUGGAUGCUCCUAGCGCUUCCUGAGGGCUCCAAGCACUCCAGCCGACACCAUAACCACCGUAGACUCCUCCAGAGAGCAAGGCAGGAACAAGCUCUUACAAGAGCUUAGUAGUGAUUUAGCAAGGGAGAAUGCAGAGCAUAGCAAUCCCUUGUAGCAGAUCCCCCAAUAAGAGAUAAGACUCCAAAUUGAGUGUGAAGUAGAACUGAAGCUUUUAAUCAAACACUCUGUUUUUAUGCCCAUUUUACAAACAUAGUACUGCCCACAGGGUUUUGAAGAACAAACCAAUCAAUACAUUACAACACAGCUAAACGCUCCCAUUCAUACCAGCAGAAAUCCUCCCCUCUGCCUGUGAUACAAUUACUGAACACAAUGGGCUAACGUAAUUAUCACAGGCAGGAAAUUCACAGUUUUACACAAUAUUCAUAACUUUAAAAGUAUACAUCACAUUCACAUAAAACUCCAAAUACAAACAUACUAUAUAAAAAAAUCAGACAAUUCCUUCCAUUGAUUUAAAAGUUAGGUCGAAGCAUGGCUUUCCAGCCAAAACCAGUUCCACAGAGUCCUCUAUCCUGGAGAUAAUUGGCUUAACUGGGUGUGGUAAGCCAACUAUCUCCAGGUACAGAAAAUGUCUCUAUUCACAACAACAGCAAAAAUACACAAAAAUACAUCAUUCCUAUCAUACUGAACAGAACCCCCACAUUCAACCUAUCCCCAGAUGGCUUGGAUCUGAGAGCUCAAUAUAUCCAAACAGCGCUCAGAUCCCACAAACACAGUCAAACCGCCAUGGGGUUUAAGUCUAGCAUGAUGAGAGGGUCCAUAGUCAUGAGGCAGGAGGCUGGCAAUCAGGCUUCUCCAUAACCCAGUGGCGAAGUUAGUUUCGCCACACACCCCUUAAUAGGAAUACCAAUAGAACAUUUUGUGGUAAAGAACACAACAAAAAAACGCCUUUACCUUCACUCAAAGUCUGAUAGGUUUACGACCAGCAAGAUCAUGGUGGAAGCUUUACUUGUGCAUUAUCUAUGUCAAUCUACCCACAUUAGGAUGGCAAUGAGAGAAUGUAUGCUGUGAGCUAAGCCAUCUCUAAGCUAAUCACUCCAAACUUAUUAUUGUUGUUAAAAUAACUAUAGAUACUUAUGGAUAAUCCAUAACUAAAAACUGCAUUGUUGUGUGUUUUAUCGAAAAGCUAUAAUGUAUCAUGUAUACCUUACUUUUGUGGCAAAGCCCAUUAAUGAUUGUAAAUCAUUACUACUCUCCAGGGGUCAGGCUAUAUGUUUUAAGACCCUCAAAUAUGACCAUUAUGUGACCGUCACAUAGACAUUAGACCUCGGGAUUCUGUUUAUUAAAUGGUUAAAAGCAGGUGUUAGUCCAGCAGGCAUCUGCAAAUCUAGGGAUUAAAUAAAUUGAUUGGAGUUUAAGUCAAGGGCCCUUUAAUUACUUUAACCACUCUAGUUUUUUUUGUAUCUUUCUAUCACCACUCUCCAGGUUGGCCAGAAUUGCACUUGAUAUUGUGCGAGAGUGGUUUCUAUAUUAUCAGUGCAGUUGUAGAGGGGUCAUUCUGUGGUUGCAAAUGGAAGCUAAGGGCUUUUUGUUAGACCACUUCAGUGUCUCUAUACUUAUUGCAGCAUGACCAUUAUAAUGAGAUGGUGAUUAGAAUGCUAAUUUAAAGGCCAGGACAGUACAGUUAGCUGGAAGAUCCCUCUUCCUGUGGCCUUCUUGCAUGCACUGACUGCUAACAUAUCAACCAUAUAAUGCUGCAGUGCAUGCAGAUCAUGAAGACAACAAUGGAUUGUCAAUAAUAAAAUAUCUAGCCUGACUUAAAUGUUUACUUGAAACUCAAGAUAUAUGUCCCUUUUUUUCAGUACGAAUUAGAUGCAGGGAGUUGGUAAAGAAAAUUGCCAUCUACAAGAACAGACUGGCCAUCCAGAUGCCUGAGAAAAUCCUCAUCUAUGAGCUGUACUCUGACGAUGUGUCUGAUAUGCAUUAUCGUGUCAAGGAUAAGAUUGUUAAAAAGUUUGAAUGCAAUCUCCUGGUGGUGUGUUCUCAGCAUAUCAUUGUAUGUCAGGUCAGUAUACUCCCUCUGCCAAGCAACUGUGUGUACAUUAACACCACAUAUAACAUUUGGCUCAACAUUACUUAUCACAUUUAAAUCAAGCCAAUGCUCCGAUGUAUCUAGCUAUGCACGUCUUCACUGAGAGGGGUUUAGUAUUACUGGAAAAACCAGGCCAUGGCCACAAUUGACGUGUUUUAAUUUCAACAGCUCAUCAUCUCAACUUUAUAUUUUAACAACUGCUAAAUGCAACUCCUAAAGCUGGUAAUGGACUUCAGGCUACACCCCUUCCUGGUCACCUUUACUAACAGUUAAACUAGUGGCAUCCGUGCUUAGCAGUUGCUAGAACAGCAUGGGAGUGUGGCCUUCCAUUUAUAAUUUGUAGCUCGUACUUAUGGUUAUGGUGUUAAUGAUAAUACGAAAAAUAUGUGGUAAGAGUUACAACAUAACCUUUAAUUAGAAAAUAUAUUAAAAAGUAUGUCCUAUUAGAUACUAAUCAUAUUUGUUGCAAUACACUAUUAAGAACCACCAAAUGGUAAAACAUCUGAUCAACCUAAUAUAAUUCAAAAGGGCAACCUCUAACUCAGUGUGCAAGUACAGAAAGUAGACUAAAACCCAAUCUCUUAAGAGAUGGUUAUGGAUAAAGGACCGAACCUGUAAAAUAGGUGGAUAAUAAUAAUCUAGUAUAGAGAAAAAAUCUAAUAUAGUCAGAAAGUUAUGAUAAAAUCACUUAAAUAUAGUCUGAUAGUUAUUAGAAAAACACUCAGAUAAAGAACCAGCCUGUGAUGAAGAUGGUUAAAACAUUCCAGAUUUGUAAAAAUGAUAUAUACCCCGUAGUUGUCCCAAUGUAAUCCACUCUGCUACUUUACCAUCCCUAUUUAUGCCUCAAGGAUAUAACUCAACAAUAACCAAAAAUCAGUUCAUCACUAUUUUGUGUGAUAAUGACCACUAUGGGUCACACAAGUAUAAAUAGUUUUUUUAAGUUAUUAUAGGCAUUAUAAUGUUUUGCAUGCAGCUAUACGUACCUACCACUAGGAGUCACUAUCCACUCAGAGUUAUACGGAUAUAAGUCAAACGAAUUGAAUACUGGAAGCCACCUAAGUAACUCUUAAGUUGAAUAGUAUUUAUUUAUUUAUAAAAUAUUUUACCAGGAAGCAUACAUUGAGAUUUCUCUUGUUUUCAAGUAUGUCCUGGGCCCACAUACACUGCAUUGUUAAUAGCAAAGCACAUAGACAGGAGGGACAUAUAGUUAUACAAGAAAAACAGGAGCAAGCUUCCCUAGUGAGGGGGAGGGCAGAUUGGCUGUUCCCUAGUCCUAGUCUAGUUGUAGUGCUUAAGCAUCCAUUCCUUCAUGCAUUACAAGCAGGACUUCCAUUAUUUUGCUCUUUUGCCUUGAGAUUUACUGCGCUGUAUUUGUUCAGACGUAUAUUAUUAUUAUUAUAAUAUUUAUAUAGCGCCAACAAAUUCCGUAGCGCUUUACAGUGGGUGGACUAACAAACAAGUAAUUGUAACCAGACAAGUUUAAAGCACAGAAACAGAGAGAUUGAGGGCCCUGCUCUAUGAGCUUACAUGCUAAAGAGAGUGGGGUAAAGUGAGAGAAGAGGAAAGGGAAGUAUUAGGGAAGUAGAUUGGUAGAAUAGUAUUCAAUGAAGACUUAGUGUGGUGCCUAUCAAUCUGUACAGUAGAUAAAACUUAAGAACCAUUCUGCAACUCUCUUUUUGGCUGGGCGAAAAUCAUGACAAAUGCAGUUGAGACGUGUGUGGCUGUGAUUAGCUUUUAUGAGUAAAACUAUAGGCAAGGAUGGACUUUUACAUCUAAUAAAAACCUACUGGACAAUCUCUCUGAGAUAUUACUGCCAUCUCCUAGUCCUUACAUAAGGACUCUAAUAAGAGACUCUAAGUUGGAUAUCUUUGCUGUGUUGGAUAUCUUUGUUCCUUUUUAUGUUUUUACAUGUGGGAUGUGAGCUCUGUUUGGGAAAGUGUUUCCAGGAAGGGUGAUACAUUAGUGUAAAACCACAAAGUCAGCUAGAUAUAUUGGUGGUAGUAAAGAGAUAGUUACUUAGUAGUUGAAUUAGCAAUUAAAUGUAUAAUUUAUCAAUAUGUUAUCCCUGUGUGUCAUGACAUAUAGAGGACUUCAAGAUAUUUUGGUACAGGAGAGAGCUUCACUUUAAUCACUUUAGACUGUUUAUUUGAAGGUGCAAUAAAUCUCCAUUUUUGAUUAGACAUGUGGUUAGUUUGUUAUUGUUACAUAGGUUAUAUUAUCCAUAUAGUAUCAAUAAUGCCUAUUAUACUCUAUGUGCUCUAAGCCUCCCUGUUUAUUGUAUGCAUUGUGAUAAAUCUUUUUUUGUAUUGUCUCAGGAGAAGCACUUGCAGUGUUUGUCCUUCAAAGGUGUGAAGGAGCGUGAGUGGAUGAUGGAGUCCUUGAUCCGGUAUAUUAAGGUUAUUGGAGGUCCAUCUGGAAGAGAAGGCCUUUUGGUGGGGUUAAAGAAUGGACAGGUAAGCUUACACAAGCCAUUCUUGUACAGAAUUGUUUACAAGCUACACAUUCAUUUCACAAACACGUUACUCGUAGAAGAAAAAUAAUACAAAGAAAAAAGACAUUUUAUGAAGCUAGUUUUCCAAUUCUUACAGUGGUCCUGAUUGAAUACUGAACAAUCUGGUAAACCAGAAUAGUUCACCAAAACACAUUUGGACACAUGGUAACGUGUUCAUCUCUCUGCAUGCACAUACUCUUACGCAGUUUAGAGGCUACAAACUUGUAUCUCAUCAGAGACACAUAUGUGCUCCAUCCUGACUCCUCUGUUACCAGACACGACCAUCACGUUUUAUAUUGUACAUAAGGACAGGUGCCCAUGUUUGAAGCACAGAUUCCCACCUUUUGCUACAGCCCAUAUUCAUGUUUGAAGAUUCCUGAGGUUAAUGAGAGUAGUCAGCAUAUUGUGGACUUGCCCAAGAGCUUACAAUCUAAAAACGUAUUGCACUGCAAUUGAUUACAAAGCCUGCCUAUAAGGAUAAUAAAUAAAAAAUAUUACGUUUAAACCAUAAUUUGAGCUGUACAUUUGCUAUUUUAAUGUGUAUACAUGUACCUUAUUCAAAACAUUUUAAUAAUUUACAUUAAUUCAAAUUCACAUUAACAAAUCUAUAAAAAUACAUAAUAUGCAGAUAGCUGUAAAUAUUAUUCUUGUAACAAAGUGCAGGAAAAAGACACAAAGGAUGCAGAUAGGGGUUGAGCUUCUGGAGAACAUGUGAUAGCAAAAAAGACAAACAAACCAUUCCAAAAAAUGAUAAAACUAACCGUAUACUGAAGGAGUUGGCCUGUUUAGCAUGAUUACUGAAAUGACAAGCAGAUGGCGCUGUGUGUUCAUUACAUCUCACUGCCUGGCGAUGUACUAACAUUUACACUGGUUCAUAACUCAAAGCUGUAUUCAUAUAAAAUUGCUGGAGCUUAAUGUUAUUUUUUUUUGCUUUUCUUUAUAACCAUAGUGUUAGAUGGAAAUUUCACCCUGGGCAAUUUGCCUUUUAAAGGAACAGUGUGAACCCCAUGAUAAGUGGUUAUAUUACAAGACUUUUGUGUAUUCCCCCAUUUUUGAGUGGUAUGACAUAGACUGGGUGUCUUCAAGCCCCCAAAAUCAUUCAAAAACCUUCCAACCAUGGAGCAAUGAUGGGCUGCAAAUGCUGAGAGCAGUUUAGUCUAGUAGGCAGAGCAUAUCAUUGCUGUCUAUCAGAGGCAGCAAAGGGGACAGGCUUUGGGUGUUGAGAGAGACCAAGUUUUUUUUUUUUUUAAACUGCUUAAAUAGCCUGUCAAAAAACAAAGGUUAAAACAACAACCCAAGUAACCAUGAAAAAAAUUGUAGUGGUUAUUGUGAUUAGUGUGUGAAUUUCAAGGGAAGAAUGGAUCAUGAAAAGGGCCAAAAGAUCAAUGGCAUUUGAGUUAAAAAUUGCAUAAUAAAUUAUAAAACUAAAAAAUAUAAUUUAAUAUAUACGUGGUUAUAGCACAUUCAUGGGCAUAUGUACAAAUUACAUGACUUAUAUGACAUUCUGCUGUGCGGUUUCACUGCUUUACUUUGUACAUCCUGUGAUAACUGUGGGUCAUGCACACGGCACACCCCACACACAUAACAUUUUGGGAUUGUACUUCAAGCAUUGUAUGAGAAAUUAAUUGGUAAAAGUCUGCCCUAUUAUAAGAUCACUUCAUCCACUGUUUCCCUUGUGUCCUCAUUGUCAUAGUCUUUCUCCCCUGCUUCAGAUCUUAAAGAUAUUUGUUGACAACCUGUUUGCCAUCACGCUGCUCAAACAGGCGACAUCUGUACGGUGUUUGGAUAUGAGUGCCAGUCGAAACAAACUUGCUGUGGUGGAUGAACACAAUACUUGCCUAGUGUAUGACAUCACAACAAAGGAUCUCCUGUUCCAGGUGAGUAAUACUCAUUCCUCUGUCUUAACAAGGUUCUUACACCGACACAAAAUACAUGCAUGUUUUCUUUUGAAGUAUUUGAAAUCUUUGAUUGCAAUAACUGCAGAUUAAAGGGACACUAUAGUCACCCAGACCACUUCAGCUCAAUGAAGUGGUCUGGGUGCCAGGUCCCUCAGGUUUUAACCCUUCACAUGUAAACAUAGCAGUUUCAGAGAAUGUUUACAUAGCAGGGUUAAUCCAACCUCAAGUGACUGUCUUCCUGAAGGGGUUUUAACCACUUCAGUGCCACAGGAGGGGGACCCUAAGGGUGAGGAUCCCCCCAUGGAUGACAUAGGGUCAGGAAAACAGUUUUUUUUUCCUGACACUAUAGUGAUCCUUUAAGUAUAUGCAGCUACUGCAAGCCCUCCCGUUCUAGCCUACUGCAUACUUUCUCAUCUGUUCCAUGGAAUAAUCAUAAUAACCAACUGCAUAUUUGCACAUCUAUCCAUUCACAGACUUCUCAAUAAGCUGUGCUACAAGCCUUUGAGUGGCAGUUGCUCUACGCAAGAGCCUGUCUUCGAGUUUUGCUUCACAGAGCUGAACUGCCAGGAAGAAACACCCCCAGCUGUUAAACGGGUCACGGAGAUGUGCUUUAUGUGUUUUUUUUGUUGUUGUUGUUUUUUUGUUUGUUUUUUAAAUGUAACCUCCAACUGUACAGCCUCUUACAGUCUCAGUUAAGUAUUUUUUCCCUCCAAUUUCAGCCCCCUUUACCUCAAAUAUUUAAAUAUUUGCGGCGCUGGAUCCUCUUGCCAGCCUCAGCCAUCUUCUAGUUAAUGGCCGUGACAUAGCUUCACAGUCUUUACCUGCCCAAAGUAUGCGAUUUGAUCACCAAUAUUAUAUUAUUAUAUAGUCAUGCAAGGUGAUUUUGCGAGGCAAAAGAGGAAGUACUGGGUUUGAAGGUGAGUAUUGUGAGAGAACUUGACUCACCAAAGGAGGUGGAGCUUGCCUUAAGCUCCACCCUUUGCCAAGAUUGUCAAGCAUAGGAAAAAUAUAUAAGACAAAGUAGUCGUUUGUUUUUAAAGAGAAAUAGAUCAGAAAGGAAGAAAAGAAGAACAGAUUCUGGAAGUGAAGAGGGAAGAAAGGAUUGUUUGGGAUUGCAGAGCCACUUUGCAGUGGACAUCUCACUUGUUUUUGGGGGGGUUUAUAUUUUCAGCAAAAAAAUAUAGAAAGUGACGAAUUUUCAUACAUUAUAAAAUAUACAUGUUUUGAGUUUAUGAUUUGCUAGAAAAUAUUCUCCAAGUCAGCUGUUUUUCCAACUUUGCUACUUUAGAAAAAUUAGCAAAAUUUGUAAAAUUAGCAAAAUUAGUAAUAUUGCCAAAUCCUUGGAGAAUUUAAAGGAAACCUUUAGGCACCAUAACGUCUUCAUCUCAUUAAAAUUGUUAUGGUGUCUGGAGUACCCUUACGCUAUCUUUCCUUUUAACUAUUAACUCGUUUACUUAAGAUGUGUCCCCAGGUGCUAGUCUCUACCUUCCUAUUUCUGGGGUAAUGCAGAUGCAUAAAUGUGAACAGUGAGGCGGCAGCUGUGAUUGGCUGAGACUUUAGCUGGCAGCCGUAGCGUAUACCUGGCUGCCUAAUGCGAGUAGUCCAUGUAGAAUAGGAGAGGGAGAGACUUGCGCCUAGGGACACAUACAAGAACACUUAAAGCAUAUGGAGAGUCCAUACUCCAAAACAACUUAAUUUAGACAAAGUAGUUAUGGUGUUGGAAGUAUCCCUUUAAGACAAUUUACAGUUUAGUGGGUAAUCCUAAAAUACAUUAUUAUUAUUAUUAUCAGCAUUUAUAUAGUGCAAACAUUCCGCAGUGCUUUACAAUAUUAUAAAGGAUGAAAUUUAACAAUAGAUGAGACAAUUACAAAAUGUUACAGUAGGUUAAUGAUGACCCUGUUUAAAAGAGCUUAGAAUUGAGAAACCUUGUUAAGAACAGUUCAGUUAUAUGUCUGCUUUGUAGGUAUGAUGAAAAUACCUCCUCAUACUGGCAUUCAUUGCUGUUAUGCAGAUAAGAUUUAAUUCAAGUGUAGAAUCAGGAUUGUGAAUGUGUGCAUGUCUCUAUAAAAUACAUUUGACAUUCAUGGUCUGUAACCUUUUUUAGGAGCCCAAUGCUAACAGUGUGGCAUGGAAUACACAAUGUGAGGACAUGCUCUGCUUCUCUGGAGGGGGAUUCCUGAACAUUAAAGCCAGUAACUUUCCUGUACACCAGCAGAAAUUACAAGGGUUUGUGGUGGGUUACAAUGGAUCCAAGAUAUUCUGUCUGCACGUUUACUCCAUGUCUUCUGUGGAUGUGCCCCAGGUAUGGUAAUCUUUAGAGAAUUAAGGUAUUGACUGCUGUGGUGUGCCUUGUUUGAAAGUAUGAUUUCUGAUGCAACUGGCUACCGUUUGUCGUACAGCAUAAGCUACGUUGUGCAGUGGCAUUUUGGUACAUACACAGGUCAAGCCAUCUCUGUUCUCUUCAUUGUCACAACUGAGAUGCAGCUGGGUAUUAAUUAAUAGGGUUUAAAAUUUCAACCCUAUGCUUCUAAUCAGACCUUAAAUGUUACUCGCCAUUGCAAGCCUGAAGGGUGCAUGGCACAGUCACCAGUGAUGAAUAUUCACUUGCCAUUGGCUAGUGGGUGAGUGGAAAUUCUGAGCCCUAAUAAUGAAUACCAAUAUUUUUUAAUCUCACUAUUUUAGAGAGGGAGUUAGUGAGUGGGGUACUGUGUCUUUGGUUUUCCGUACAGUGCUAGGUUCAUAAUGAAAGAGUUCUUUCACUGAUAUUUCUGGGUGACAUGCAGGACAUGAAAGGUUGGCUGCCUGCCAUUCACAAACUUCAAUGUGGGUGGUGUGUGCAUGUCUCUCUCUGUGUGCUUCUGUCUGUAUAUAUGUGCCUACUCAACUGUGUUGAAAAAAAUUCCCAAGACAGGAGGGGAUAGAAUUUUGUAGAUGAUGCUUCAUUUCAUAUACCAGGCUGAAAACUGAUAGGUCUUGUAGUCAAGUGGACAUCCAAGUUAUAGACCCCCAAAUUUACAGAUGAAAAAGAAAAUAUGCAAAGUUGGUGGUGGCACACAAUACUCCAUCUCCCAGAUGGUGGUGACUUAAAUAGCCCUCACUCACCAUUUAGGUAGGUAUUUGUGGUACAUUCAGACAUGCAAGCAGAGGUUCAUACUCUGCUGUUGAGGGACAUAUGGAUGGAGCUUUUGUUGGGCUGUACUACAGCACGACUCAGAAUAUCUCAGCACCAUACUACAUGCAUUUACAUUCCUUGACAUAAUUCCUGUAGCCAGCAUCUGGUGUCUUGUUACCCGGAGAGAGAAUAUACAUUUCAAUGCUGGGUAUUUUCUGGGAUUUCAGUGAACGGUCAGAAUUAUGAUUUGCAGGGCUUCUCUAAUUAUGUAUCGGGACUCAGUCGCCCACUAUAUAUUUUAUUUACACCUAGCCAUUGGUGAGGGAAAAUUAAUCCCUAGUGAGCGUGCCAUGGACCAGGCUUGCAUCAGUAAUGUUUAUGCUUCUCUAGUAGCAUAGGGCAUGACAUUUUGAGCCAUGUAUAUAUUAUUAUUAAUAUCAUGAUUAUUCUCUUGAACAUGGUUUCUUUACAAUGGAUACCUGACAUACAGAAUCUGACAGGGUGCCUCUGAAAGCCAGACUAAAUGAGCUGCUAGUUUAUAUCAUGUAGUGGACUCCCACCACAUAAUUAGCUGCUUUCAUAUGAAUUUUCCUGCAGCCAUUUGAAUAUUUAUUUACAUUGACUAAAAACAUAACCAGUAGGAUUAUGAGGAUUGCAGUUAGAGCCCUAUGUUCCCAUCCUUGGUGCAAUGAGUUGGAUAUUUGCUGAUCUUCAUGUUUCCCUGUUCCUCAGUCUGCACCCAUGUACCAGUACCUGGAGAGGAAGAUGUUCCGAGAGGCCUAUCAGAUUGCUUGUCUCGGGGUCACUGACCUGGACUGGAGAGAUCUAGCAAUGGAGUCUUUGGAGGGGCUGGAUUUUGAGACUGCAAAAAAGGUGAUGACUAGUUUCCUUUUUCACUGGUGCUGUGUCUGACCUCACAUGCUCUGUUUGUUUGCUUUUCCAGGUUUAGGGUCUCAGGCAUAUCCUGCAAUUCACAGUGUUAUCCUGUCUGGGAUAUGAAUGGAAAAUCCGCUGACAGUAAUGAGCAAAGUGUCACAGACACCCAAACAUUGGCAAUGUGUGGACCUGCACAGAGUGCCAAACCAAUAACCCACCAGUAACCCAUUCACACUCUCUAAUAAACUGACACUCACACCAGUAACCCAUUCAUACUCUCUAAUAAACUGACACUCACACCAGUAACCCAUUCAUACUCUCUAAUAAACUGACACUCACACCAGUAACCCAUUCAUACUCUCUAAUAAACUGACACUCACACCAGUAACCCAUUCAUACUCUCUAAUAAACUGACACUCACACCAGUAACCCAUUCAUACUCUCUAAUAAACUGACACUCACACCAGUAACCCAUUCAUACUCUCUAAUAAACUGACACUCACACCAGUAACCCAUUCAUACUCUCUAAUAAACUGACACUCACACCAGUAACCCAUUCAUACUCUCUAAUAAACUGACACUCACACCAGUAACCCAUUCAUACUCUCUAAUAAACUGACACUCACACCAGUAACCCAUUCAUACUCUCUAAUAAACUGACACUCACACCAGUAACCCAUUCAUACUCUCUAAUAAACUGACACUCACACCAGUAACCCAUUCAUACUCUCUAAUAAACUGACACUCACACCAGUAACCCAUUCAUACUCUCUAAUAAACUGACACUCACACCAGUAACCCAUUCAUACUCUCUAAUAAACUGACACUCACACCAGUAACCCAUUCAUACUCUCUAAUAAACUGACACUCACACCAGUAACCCAUUCAUACUCUCUAAUAAACUGACACUCACACCAGUAACCCAUUCAUACUCUCUAAUAAACUGACACUCACACCAGUAACCCAUUCAUACUCUCUAAUAAACUGACACUCACACCAGUAACCCAUUCAUACUCUCUAAUAAACUGACACUCACACCAGUAACCCAUUCAUACUCUCUAAUAAACUGACACUCACACCAGUAACCCAUUCAUACUCUCUAAUAAACUGACACUCACACCAGUAACCCAUUCAUAUCUCUAAUAAACUGACACUCACACCAGUAACCCAUUCAUACUCUCUAAUAAACUGACACACACCAGUAACCCAUUCAUACUCUCUAAUAAACUGACACUCACACCAGUAACCCAUUCAUACUCUCUAAGUAAACUGACACUCACACCAGUAACCCAUUCAUACUCUCUAAUAAACUGACACUCACACCAGUAACCCAUUCAUACUCUCUAAUAAACUGACACUCACACCAGUAACCCAUUCAUACUCUCUAAUAAACCGACACUCACACCAGUAACCCAUUCAUACUCUCUAAUAAACUGACACUCACACCAGUAACCCAUUCAUACUCUCUAAUAAACUGACACUCACACCAGUAACCCAUUCAUACUCUCUAAUAAACUGACACUCACACCAGUAACCCAUUCAUACUCUCUAAUAAACUGACACACACCAGUAACCCAUUCAUACUCUCUAAUAAACUGACACACACCAGUAACCCAUUCAUACUCUCUAAUAAACUGACACUCACACCAGUAACCCAUUCAUACUCUCUAAUAAAAUGACACUCACACCAGUAACCCAUUCAUACUCUCUAAUAAACUGACACUCACACCAGUAACCCAUUCAUACUCUCUAAUAAACUGACACUCACACCAGUAACCCAUUCAUAUUCUCUAAUAAACUGACACUCACACCAGUAACCCAUUCAUACUCUCUAAUAAACUGACACUCACACCAGUAACCCAUUCAUACUCUCUAAUAAACGGACACUCAUACCAGUAACCCAUUCAUACUCUCUAAUAAACGGACACUCACACCAGUAACCCAUUCAUAUUCUCUAAUAAACUGACACUCACACCAGUAACCCAUUCAUAUUCUCUAAUAAACUGACACUCACACCAGUAACCCAUUCAUAUUCUCUAAUAAACUGACACUCACACCAGUAACCCAUUCAUACUCUCUAAUAAACUGACACUCACACCAGUAACCCAUUCAUACUCUCUAAUAAACUGACACUCACACCAGUAACCCAUUCAUACUCUCUAAUAAACUGACACUCACACCAGUAACCCAUUCAUACUCUCUAAUAAACUGACACUCACACCAGUAACCCAUUCAUACUCUCUAAUAAACUGACACUCACACCAGUAACCCAUUCAUACUCUCUAAUAAACUGACACUCACACCAGUAACCCAUUCAUACUCUCUAAUAAACUGACACUCACACCAGUAACCCAUUCAUACUCUCUAAUAAACUGACACUCACACCAGUAACCCAUUCAUACUCUCUAAUAAACUGACACUCACACCAGUAACCCAUUCAUACUCUCUAAUAAACUGACACUCACACCAGUAACCCAUUCAUACUCUCUAAUAAACUGACACUCACACCAGUAACCCAUUCAUACUCUCUAAUAAACUGACACUCACACCAGUAACCCAUUCAUACUCUCUAAUAAACUGACACUCACACCAGUAACCCAUUCAUACUCUCUAAUAAACUGACACUCACACCAGUAACCCAUUCAUACUCUCUAAUAAACUGACACUCACACCAGUAACCCAUUCAUACUCUCUAAUAAACUGACACUCACACCAGUAACCCAUUCAUACUCUCUAAUAAACUGACACUCACACCAGUAACCCAUUCAUACUCUCUAAUAAACUGACACUCACACCAGUAACCCAUUCAUACUCUCUAAUAAACUGACACUCACACCAGUAACCCAUUCAUACUCUCUAAUAAACUGACACUCACACCAGUAACCCAUUCAUACUCUCUAAUAAACUGACACUCACACCAGUAACCCAUUCAUACUCUCUAAUAAACUGACACUCACACCAGUAACCCAUUCAUACUCUACAUUAAUCUGACCAAUGCAUCAGUUAUUAAUUAUUACACUCCAUUUAUCAAAAACACACGCAAAACUCAUCCACUGGAUAAACACACCCACAAAGGAACCAUUCGCAGUCUGCACUGUUUUGACUAUUGCAUCAGUAACCCAUUCACACACUACACUCCACUAAAAUGUAGUGAUACACACAAACACACCAACAACCUAUUUAUUCACUCAGCAGGGAUUCACUGGUAAAACAAUGAUUCCUCUUCCAACAUUUAUUAGCUUGCUCUAACUACAUAUCUUACACGGAAAACAUAUAUUACUAGAGUUUACAACAAAACAAAACACCAAGAGCACUAUGCAAGGUGUUUAAAUUUCCUGUAACAGUGCAAUUUUUUUUAUAACCCUACUCAAGUGCAAUACUAUAUGAAAUUCGCAAAUUCAGUUAUUAUAUUCACAAUAGCCACACGUUACAGUGUUCAACUUACAAUUAAUUGUAAUACUAAACACAGUUAUUUUCCUAUCAUUGGAAAUAUUCCACAUACACCUGAAAAGUGUGAAUACACUUUAUAGGUCAGACCCUCUGUGUUAACAGAUCUUAUACCCCUUUUAUAAAUCCCUUUAAAAUGAUACUCACAUCUACUAGAGCCCCGUCUGCUUAUCUCUGGGUUUAAGUAGCUCUGGUGUGAGAGAGAACAUUUCCCACAGACGAAAUAUCCAUACUUCUUGAUCUUCCAGCACUAAAUGGAGAGAGACCAGAAAAAGCUAUACAUUUACUAGAAAAUCUUCUCCACUAGAAAAAAUAUUCUCCACAAUUUUAGCAUAAAUAGUGUUUUUCUUAUUUAUUUAUUUUCGAUUCACUGUACAUUAAACUAUUAAUGUGCUGGUGUCUGCUGCCAGUGUCCAUGUUUUCUUUAGUUAAUGGGUUCUUACCUACUAUUUUUCAAUUGUUUACUUAUGUGUACUUUGAGGGGCUGCUUAGAUGUGCCCUUCGUCUGUCUCUGUUGUGUUUUCACAACAUAGACAUAUUUAUCUUCUUCUUUACUAAUUGUCUUCUUUACUGUGUAUCUUUAUUUUUUGUUGUUGUUGUUUAUUAGGCAUUUAUACGUGUGCGUGAUCUGCGCUACCUGGAACUCAUCCACAGCAUUGAGGUAACAAGCCGCACAAUGAAAACAAAAUAUUUACCAGUCAGGGAACAUAUUGGUUGUGAUCGUUGGUGUGACCUAUAUUGCACACAAUCCUGUCCCCUUCAGGAACAAAUCAUAGGUAAUGUAGUUCACAUUCAAGUGCAGUUCCAGGAUUCGCCAUAACUGAUAUCUCUCAGAAUUAGGCAACAUGUACUACAUGGAAGUAAUACUUCCAUUAGCUUUGCCAGUACCCUUGUUUAUACUAAACAUUUCAAAAGUAUGUUUCUUUCACUUAAGGGGUUAAUGGCUUUUAAAUACCACAUUGUUUUUUUUCUGCAGUAAGCCUAGACAGGAGAUUUCAUAGUGCCCCCUAGAGGCAGCUACUGGGAGAGGCACAAUUUAUUGUGCAGAUUUUUCCCUUUUCCUUCCUCUAACUGUGUUUUCAGGGGGUUACAUACUUUGCAAUUAUCCUUAUUUCCUGCAAGGUAAAGUAUUUUUGCCAUUUCCCCCCAUUUGCAUGAGCAGUGUAAUGUGUUAUACCUAACCCUUUCAGUGGAAGACCUAAUUAAUGCCUCACUCACACAUCUGGCACUCCCUAAAACCUUUACCUUCUAAACUUUGUGUUUGAAAAUCCCCUUGGAUUUAGCCCAUAUUUGCAGCUUGCUAUCAGCCACUGGAAUCUACAAUUUCAUACUUUCCAGUAUAAACAGGAUUUACGGUGCUUCCAGUUGCAGAAGAAAGAGUUAAAGUUAUUGCUAACUGUGUGGGGGUGUUGUAUGUCAGAGCUCUUGCAGGAUUUAUUUUGUAACACCUCUCUUGCCUUUCAUAAAGGGGUGGGAAUAAAUACUGUCUUGUAAUUUAUUGUGUCUGGCACUUGUCAGCACCUAGAUCACUCUACCCCUGACUCUGCAAAGCCUCUUUCACCCCAGAUUCUACGUCUGGCACAUUUGUUUGGAAUUAGACUCAGUCCCCAAAAUCUUUACCUAGUUAUCCAUUUGUUAAAGGGCCCUGUAGACAUAUGUACUAACCUAUAUAGAAUCCCUUAUUCUGAACACGAAGUGCACUGUUUUAAAGUGCACCUGUUGUCCAUGUAAUCUGUGUGCUGUUUCUGAUUAGUGCAUUGUGGAUGAUUUAUAAAAGUAUUUGUGUAAGAAAGGUGAAUCUUUUAUCUGUAACAUUCCAUUGGUUCCACUACUACACAAAGUGUACUACAAAGUCUAGUGACAAAAUGAUUAUAGCACAUAUGUUCACCUAUUUAUUUGGGUAUUGUGGGACUUGUCUUUGAUUUAAUAAGCUGUCCUUCUAUGCUUCAUAAUGAUUUACACACUGUCCUGGGGGCUUAAGCAGGUGGUAUCCAUUUCCUCAGGGGGGAUCAAGAGAAUUGAAGACAGCAUUAUAGAUAUCUCCGACAUGUCAUGUUCAUGAUAUACUGUAUUUUAUUGUACUGUCUUGCUGCUGAGAUCAACAUCCACUUUUCUGGCCAAUAAUUGCAGGAACGAAAAAAACGAGGAGAAACCAAUGAUGAUUUGUUCCUGGCCGAUGUGUAUGCAUAUCAGGGCAAGUUCCAUGAGUCAGCCAAAUUGUACAAGAAGAGUGGGCAUGAAAACCGGGCCCUUAAUAUGUACACUGACCUACGUAUGUUUGAGUAUGCCAAGGUAAGUCACUAAAGUACUCAUUCAAGGGUGGAAUACAAAAUAGUGAUGGCUGGUUCAACCUUCUAUAGAAUUAUGCUUGUUGAGCUUAUACUACCUGGAGAGGCCAUCAAAAAGAUAUUUAGAUUUAAACUUAGAAAGCUGGAUUGUGACAGCAUAUAAAAAUCCAAUUGACAAAUAUAAUCCGAUUUUUCCUAUACAUUUUUUUUCUUGCUUUUUAUUUCUUUCCUUCUCAGUGUGUCUGUACAAAGUGAUAUUAUAUGAUGGGAAUAAUUAAUAUUAUGAUAUCCAGUGAGCUGCCUCUCCCCUAGUAAUAUUAUCCUGAUAUUAUACUUAUCUGGUAAGGUACCUGAUAUUCGCUACCCAUUUGGAAAAAUGUCCAAAUUUACCAUAUUAGAAAGGGAAUUGAAAGGGAAUUUGAAAUGUAAGAUCAAAGAAGCCAAGCUGAGCAAAGAACCAAUUUGGAAUCAUUUUCUAUUAGACUAUUCAGGCCUACAUUUUAAAAUUCACUUUGAAUACCCAGCAAUGCUCACGUUACUGAAUCGCCCUGCAUAUGUAGGGUGGUUUUCAUUUCAAAUAGAUAUUGCGUACUUUUAAUUUAUUUCCAUACAAAGGAGGGUAUUUAAGUUCUGUAGAUCUCCAGCUGUUGGGAAAUAUUGCACCCGCAUGUUAAUCGUUCUGAUACUUCUAGCUGUCAAUGCCAGAGUUCUAUUUCAACAACUAAAUGAAAAAUGUCUACAACUACAUCCUAAAGUCUAGAUACCAUUACCCAAUUUAAUUGUACCUUGGAAGGUUGAAUGGAUUAGUAGCUCAGACCUUGCCAAGAAUUGAACCUCUAAAUGGUAGAACUGGCUUCCUUAAUCACAGAGCUAUAUCCCUGGAAUAUCUGUUGCUUCUCCAGGAAUUCAAAUAAUAAAACAAUUACUUUCUCAUUCUCAGGAUUUUCUUGGAUCUGGAGACCCAAAAGAGACUAAAAAUCUGAUCACAAAGCAGGCAGACUGGGCACGCAACAUCAGGGAACCCAAGGCAGCGGCUGAGAUGUACUUAUCAGCUGGAGAACACGUAAAAGCCAUUGAGCUGAGUGGUGAUCACGGCUGGGUUGACAUGUGAGUUUUGCAGUAUAUUCCCAGAGAUUUGUACAUCUAUUUAUAUAGCACAGAGGUGAUACAGAAAAGAAAAAUAUGUCUGUGAACUAGUUGUUUUUCUUUUAUCCAUAAAUAAGUCAUUAACAUAAGUGAUGUUCAUAUUCAAAGCAUGGAUGUAGAAACCAGGGGGGAUCCGCUUUAGCUUUUAAGAUUAUAUGUUUCACUGUUUAAGAAAGGUAAGAAGAACAAAGCAUACGUUAAUGGAAUACAGGAUAAAAUCAUGGUUUGUGUAUCAAACACUGUACUGUUACCUAUUUACUUUGAAGGACAGCAGAAAACAAUUAUACAGAACAUUGUAUACUGAUUAACAAGUAAAUAGUGAAAAGGUGAUAAAUGUGCACACGUGAAUCUGGCUCUGAAUACAGCAGCAGUUGGUGGCUAUGAAAUUCCACCACACCUUUCUAUGGGGAUCUACAAACAAAUAAGAAAUCCCAAUAGUGCAGAUAGUUCCAGGACAGCAGACCAAAUGCAGGUAUAAGGAUGAACUCACAUAGGUGAAGCCAUAGAAUCCAGCUUGUGAUAUAGCAGCUCUGUGUUUGGGUAACACUCCCUUGCUGUAGGAGACUGGAGCAGUAGGCAAAGUUUUAUUUACAGCAUAUUUUAUUAUAAAAGAAAUAUAUACUUAUGGCUUUAGAGCCCAUAAAAACAAUUGUGGCAUGCAAGUCCAUAAAAGCAAUUAUUUCAUGCAAACCAAUAAAAACAAUUAUGGCAUGCAAGUCCAUAAAAAGAAUUAUGGCAUGCAAGCUGAUAAAAAGAAUUAGAAACAAUUGGAGCAAAAAUGAAAAAGCCUGCCGGGUGCUCUUGAGACACUUUUUGUUGUGGCUUCAUCAGUCAAUGUUUGUCAAGUUUCACUGCUUCUGGAUUUAAACUUCCCUCUGUUGACGUCAUUGGCUAUUGUCAACGCCCCUUAAGGGGGUAUACUUUACCCAGCGUGUCAUUUCAUUGGUUAGGCUGCUGCCUCGUUUUAUCUGUAAUAGGGGAUGUAUCCAUGCCAGCUAAUCAGUGCAUUCUGUUAAGGUAUCUGGAACUUGAAAGCCGUCAAGGUUAAUUACCUAAAAUACUGGCAUCGGACACAAGGAAUGAUCACAGCGAAUAGACACAUUAGGUGUUAAACCUCUCUAAAUACAGUACAAAAAGUGGUAAACAUUUUAAUGAACAGGAGAAUGGCAAUAAACAUUAAUGUAGCACAAGGGAAUGUAGAAACCGUGUGAUAAACAGUAUAAAAUAGUGAAAGUGAUACUAAUACGACUGUCCCCAUUACACUUAAAGAGGAAAAAAAGGUGAAAAAUAUAUAUGAAACACUGAAUACUCUUAUAAAACGUACAACAUUAUGAAUAAACAUUAUAAAUUUAUUUAAAAAAAUAUAUAUUAAUUAAAUAUAUACACCUUGAAGACAGUUCACUUGAGAAAGAGGUGUAUGAAUGCCUCUUCAAAAAAAGUCGGUUAACAAAACUUAGAAGACUGAUUGCCAGAUGUGGGCUCUGUAUCCAAAUAAACAAAAUACAAAGGUUCCCUGAAUUUCCAUGCUUGUUUAUGUGGAAGAAAGUAAACCAAAAAAAAGUGUUAUUCCCAGUUUUGUCUGAAACUGCAGAAAAAUAAUUCUGCAUACAAACUGCACCAAUUUUAGACUUGGUGCCUGCAUUUUAAUUCACUUCUGUUACUUUGUAAAAUUCCAUAUAUUUUCCCCCUUUGCCAGAAAGAUUUAAUAUUUAAGUCUUCGCCCAUGUGUGUGGAUACUUGGUAUACACUUGGUAAUCACUGCAAUAUGUUGACUCUACAUAAAUAAUAUUCAUUUUGUACUCCUUGGAGGCACCUCUUACAGAGUAAACAAACACAGAUCAUAGCAUCUGUCAGCAUAAAUCUUGCAGUUUAAUAUUUAAUCGGCCUCUGCAGCUUUUCUAAAUUGUGUGUUUCAUGGUGCAUUCGUAUAGUUUCUAACAUUGGCAGACUGCUGAUGGGCUCACGCACAAAAUAACAUUAAAAAAAGUUGUGUCCUAUGUGUAGACCUCAUUCUCUUGCUGUAAGCUAGUUAUUCAGGAAUAUUGUCAAGACGGGUUUAGAGUGAGAUCCCCAGGGGUGGACUGUCUAAACUCUGUUUAUCAAAUCAGUGUUGCUUGCUAGAGGGCUGCAGAGUGAGAAAGGACAAGGUGCUGACAGGAACACCUGUUCACUGAGUAUUCGGGAAGGACAUGAUUUUAUUAUACAUUCCUUUCUGCUGUCUUGAUUUCCAUCAUUUGGCAAACACAUUGGAAGAGAUAUGUUCAGUACAAACACAGAAACAAACAAUGGGAAACUUCUCUACCAAGUGCAGCCUUAGAAGAAAUAGGAUGCUGUCCAGAUGUGGAUGACAAUAUGGCAUUAUCUUUAGCCUGUUGGGUAUCCUCAUACCUGAGCUAAAAGCAGGAAGCAGCCCAAGUAGGCCAGCGUAUCCUGUUGUCAUUAUCUGUUACUACUAGUCUUUUCAUUAUACAAAAUAUCUAGUAGGAAGCCAUUCCCUCUUUAUUAAAGGUGUGACAUCUGAGAAGCAUAUUGUUUAUAAAGAAGUGCCAUUCUCAGCUGCAAAUCUCCUGGACUUGCAGUUUGAAUCCGCACCCAUCGGUGCUAUUCUGGUUUGAAUGGCAUUGAUAUUAACAAUGAAUAAGUGUAAAGUUUGCAUUAUCACAUUUUAACAGAAGGUGGUCUCUGGGUGUCACAGAGAGCCCUGUUUUUUUUUUCUUGUCAAAUUACUCUGCUUGACAAAAAAAUAAGGUACAGUACCUAUAAACCAUUGGCAGCAUAACCCCAGUACUGAGCUGUAGAGUUAAUGUUGCCUAGAGUGCUCUUUCAGGAGCAGGGAAUUUCAUGGUGGCCAAGAGUCUGAAAGAUUUGGCCAACUAACUGCUCCUGCAACUAAAUCUAAAAAAAUGACAGAGCCAAAAAGUUUUCUCACUAUUCAUAAGAAGUAGCUUCUUUUUGGACCCUUUUUCUGCCCUCCAGAUCAACCUCAACUCUCUGCACUGAAUAAUUGCAUUCAGCUCUGCCUUACCCCUGCCUGGACCUAAUAAAACCUUAGGGUUAGAACAUUUCUUCUGAGACUGACUCAGCCUCUUCUUCGAUAGGAGAUUUCCAAGGAUCACCUAGACAUGUGAAAGGUGUGGUUAUGACAAUCGCCGCUUUAUUCUUCAUGUCACACGUAAAUACAUUAAUACUCCACACCACUACUUUCUGUUACUGAUCUCUAGCCUGCAAUGCAUUGUUUAACAUUCUUUGUACAGAGAUUUAUACUCUGCACUACUUGACAAUGUUUUCUUAGCCAGAAUCUCAUGCGGAAAGGUAUUUAUUGCCUGUGAUUAAGAGCUGUGAUUAAGAGCUGUUUAUAUACUAAUAACCCCAAUUGCAAACACACUCUUCCACUUCCUUGAUUCACAUCCAAAGCUACAAACACUGCUUCCUGAAAGACAUUUAUAUUACUUUACAAAAACAAGCAUGGUAAUAAAAUGAAGCCCAUUAUAAAAUAUAAACUAUUUCACCCAAUAUAAUGCUGAGUAGCUAAGCUAUAAUGAAACUGCCAUAUUUAAGGCUGACUAUUUGCCAGCUUCCAUAGCAGUCCAAACAAAAAAACGUUCUGAUGUAUUUGUUAAUUGUGAUUGCUUUUCUCAUAGUUUGUUCCUUCACUCGUGAUCUUUGUGCUCAGUAUUCACUAAGUCCCAGUAUUUCUUAAUUACAAAUGUAUGUGACUUAAUUCUCCUUCCUGUAAAACUCAAUAAACAGGUAAUGGAAAAGCACAUGAUAUACAUGAAAAGUGUGUUUAUACACUUUACACCCACAGUCACACACACAUUUCUAUAUUCCAAAUGUGUUGUCUGGUGUCAUUAUUCAGGGCACCGCGUAACAGAGAUUGUAGAUUGAUGAUGCAUGUAUCAAUGAUGGAAUUGAUAAGGACAAUAUACAGUGUAUAUGUACUUUCAGGGUAAUUAAACAAAUGGUAAAAGGACUGAUUCGCACAGAGGUUUUGUGAGAAAUGCUGUGAUAGAGCUCAGCACCCACCCAUUACAUCACCAUCACAUUAAAAAAAAUAUUGGUUAUAGUUCUAAAAUAAAGGAAGUUACCUGAGAGGAUACUUUUUUAGUUAUUAUUUCUUUAAAAUGUGCAUUGUGGCUACAUGAAACUGUAUUUGAUAAAAAAAAUCUUUUAAACUUCACUUAAAUUUAAGUAAUGCAGGUUUUUAUUCACUGAAGCUGAAUUUUUAUCAAUAAAUCCACAUUUUACUACCAGCAGGAAAGAGGAAGUCAUGUAUGAAAUGUGGUAAUGCCACAUCAACAAAUGAGCUAUGCCACGCUACGUGAACCACAUGCUCUGAGUAUUUAUGCUGUGAUUUUCAAUGCAGGCUGAUUGAUAUUGCAAGAAAACUUGACAAGGCCGAGAGAGAACCUCUAUCAAAAUGUGCAUAUUAUUUCAAGAAACUGCAGCACCAUGGGUACGCAGCCGAGACAUACAUGAAGAUCGGAGACCUCAAGUCACUGGUCCAGCUACACGUUGCAACACAGCACUGGGAGGAGGUGAGAACAUAUUUAUAAUUGUGGAAGUGCUCUAGUGUGGAGGACUAUGGGUAAUAAGUCAAUUUACCUAAAAUGGCAUACAUAUAGCAGCAUAAAUAAAACAAAAUAUUACUCUUCUUUUCUUUUUCUUUUUACAGAAAACAUUGUUUGAAAUGUAUUUAAAUUUACCUCGUAAUUGUAGUUAGUGCAGAACAAAUGUGUUCUAAUUGCCAUUAAAUGUAGAACAAACCUUAAAUGAAUACUAUAGGCACUCAUUACUUCCUUUCAUUGAAGCAGUCUGGGUGCAGUGUCCCUGUUCCCUUAACCCUGCCAUGUAAAACAUUGCAGUUUUAGAGAAACUGCAAUGUUUACAUUUCAGGAUUAAUACUACCCAACAGCCACUAAAAGCAAUUCCUGCAGUUUCACGGAGUUUGACUGAUGCUUUGCACAAGGAUGUCCAGUGGUUUGUAAAUCCCAACAGAAAAGCAUUGAUUCAUUGCUUUUCUUAUGCGAAGGCCUAAUGCGUGCACGGUGCUUGCUGCGCAUGCGCAGUAGUUUGUGCGCAUCGUUUCAUAGAGGAGGAAUGCAACCCAGAACCGCAAGACAUUUCCGCUUGAAUAGGUUAACUGAAAGGGUUUUUAGCCAGGAACAGGACCAGAGGGGUGGGGGGAAAGGCGCAUGGGUUUAGGGACACUAUGGUGUUAGGAAUACAUCUUUGUAUAGCUAACACUAAAGUUUUCCAUUAAAGCAGCCCUGUCACCCAACCCAGUCAAAAGAUAACAUAAGACAAAGAAGGGACUACUUUGUCAUAUGCAUUUUUCCUACUCCUGACAAAAGCCGCUAAACCUACCGCUAUCAGUUUUGUAAUUUCCCCCAGCCGUCACUAGUGACGCAUGUGAGGAAAAAGGCACGGGCUAUGGAGGGUUUCUUGGGAUCCUCCAUGGACAUCAGUGUUGUACUGAAAGCGAAGCACUGAUGUGGGCUCCUGCCAGAGAAAGCACCAGGAACUGAAGAGGAUCCACCAGAAGGUAAUGGAAACUUAUCUUUCCCUGCAUCCCUGGAUUAUGGCCCUACCAGCAGCAAAGUUAUCAUCGGGGGUCUUUGAAAUAUAUGCAAAGCCCCCAGAAAGUGUCAGAGCUGCUUUAAAACAUUAAUUGGCCUCUUCCUGUUGGAUACAACCUCCAUAUAAGAGAAUUACACUGCUUUCAUGUUCUGUAAUUGGUAGGCAGGAUAUAGUUUAUGUAAGUUUCCCUCUUGAGGCUGGAUUCUGUCACAAGAUUUAAAAAAAAGCUAACUUUAGUAACUGUAUAGUAAUUCUCCCAUAGAUGUCUAUAGUAAAAUUGCUACUCAAUUACCAGAGUUAUACGUACCUAUUAUAAUACAACCUCUGCCAUCUUGGGUUUAUUUUUUUUAUUCUUUGCUAGUAUUUAUUUGGCCCUUUUUGUUGUCAGCCUCAGACAUUUCUCUUGUCACGUCAAGUCCUUAGAGGCUCUUCACAAAACUUCCACCACUUAGACAGUACUACACACUUAUCAUUUCUUUUAUCAUAUUUUCAUCUCUUAUAAUCUUAUUGUAUGUAUUUGUCAGUCUUCCUGUUAUAAUAAUAAUGUGAUAAUGUUUCUGUUUAGGCCUUUGCACUGGUUGAGAAAUACCCAGAAUAUAAAGAUGAGGUGUAUGUCCCCUAUGCUCAGUGGCUUGCAGAGAACGACCGCUUUGAAGAAGCACAGAAAGGUGAGCAGAGAUUCUCGUUAUAUUUUCUUUUGAGCUGCUGUCAAACUUGAGCUGUCUGCAAGUGUGUAUCUGCUUCCAGUAGCAGACUUCAUUCAGAGUGUGUUUGUCUCUGUGCUCAUAUCUCCUGUGCUGUUACCCAGUAAUAUAGUGCUAACAUAGAGAUCCUAUAUAUUGCCUGCUGUGUAUAACCAAUAAUUCCACACUCACAUAACUCCUGCUGUGUUUAACAAGUAAUUCUGCACUCAUUGAUAGAUUUCCUAUAUUUCUUGCUGUGUAUAACUUGUAAUUCUGAACCCGUAGAGUGAGGUCACUAAUCUCCUGCUGUGUAUAACAAGUAAUUUGCACUCAUUGAUGGAGAUCCCAUAAUUAUUGCUGUGUAUAACUGGAAAUAGCCAGAGAGUGAGAUUGCUAAUCUCCUGUGGAACUCGCUUCCCUCCUCCGUUAGAUGCUCACCCAGUCUCCACUCCUCAAAAAAUCAUUAAAAACCCACUUCUUCAUAAAAGCAUAUCAAUUAAACUGUUAAUAGCUCCCGACUGAUUCAUCUCUUGCAACCGUCAUUAGUCUAAUACUAUCCUUACCUUUUGUGUCACUUUACCCUACUCCCUCUAGCAUGUAAGCUCAUUGAGCAGGGCCCUCAACCCCUCUGUUCCUGUGUGUCCAUCUUGUCUGGUUACAACUACAUGUCUGUUCAUCCACCCACUGUAAAGCGCUGUGGAAUUUGUUGGCGCUAUGUAAAUAAUAACAUAAUAAUAAUAAUAAUCGCUAAUCUCCUGAUGUGUAUAACACAGUAAUUCUGCACUCACAGAGGCAGAUCCUGUAUAUGUCACUUCACUAUCUGUUCUUUCUGUCUUAGCCUUUCACAAAGCUGGACGCCAAGAUGAAGCCGUGAGAGUGCUGGAACAGCUUACCCACAAUGCAGUGGUGGAAAGCCGAUUUAAUGAUGCCGCCUACUAUUAUUGGAUGCUGUCCAUGCAGUGCCUUGACAUUGCUCAUGGUAAGACAUUUUGGAGAAACGAUAGCUGUCUGAGCUAUUUUAUAAUUAUUGAUAUACACAUGUAUAAUGUUUGGUAUAUUAAUAUAUAAUCUGAUAUUAAAAUCUAGAUUCAGAUUACAUUUUCAAAUGUACUUUCACCUUUAGGCAUCUUGUAAAUGUAUAUAGGUAUUGCCUCCUUAAUAAAAUAAUAAUAAUAAAAAACCUCUUUCAGGACUUGUUGGCAGUUACUAGUGUUGCUGAUGGGUGUCUUUGCUAAGUAUUCGUCCUCAGAAUUACACCUAUUCUCCUAAUACUGAACCUUACAAGGGUUAAGUACCUGAUUUGCUAAAAGCAGCCAGUGGUAUGGUUGGGCAAAGUAUAAUGCCUAUGAUGAUACAUAGGAAGUUUGUAAUGCAAUUUGAAAGCCUACUCUGAAUGGCAUUGGAUAAUUCCUUCAACCAAAGCUCUCUUGGGACCAAAAUGUUGCUAAUUUGCUGGGGCAGUGGGUAUUAAGGUUUUCUGAUAAAUUAUUCAUUUUUAUUUUAUCUGUUUUCUUGGUACAAUGUGUUUGUAUAUAUAUUUUUUUAAAUGUGUUUUGACUGUACCACAAACGUACGUAUGACAUUAUGACCUGUGACAUUUAUGGGCAUUUUUUUGCUAGUGCAAUGCAUAGUUAGCAUUCAGUUGAUAGUAAAUGUAUUCUUUACAUUGUAUUCUUGUGCUAAUAAUUCUGUGAUUGUUCUUUCCUACAGAAAAUAAAGAGAAGCAAGACACGAUGCUGCAGAAAUUCCAUUAUUUUCAGCACCUAGCGGAGUUAUAUCACGUGUACCACUCAAUCCACAGAUAUACAGUUACGUCUCAAUCAGUAUACACCCAAUGAAAUAGCUAGUAGGGUUAAAGGGCUGUAAUGGAAUACUAUAUACUGAUCAGCCACAACAUUAAAACCACUGACAAGUGUAGUGAAUAACAUUGAUUAUAUUGUUCCAAUGGCACCUGUCAAGGGGCGCGAUAUAUUAGGAAGCAAGCAAAAAUAUCUGAGUGACUUUGACAAGGGACAAAUAAUAAUGGCUAGAUGACUGGGUCAGAGCUUCUCCAAGUCCUGUGGGGUGUUUCCGGUAUGCAGUGGCUAGUACCUACCAAAAGUAGUGCUAGGAACGACAACUGGUGACCAGCAUCAGGGUCAUGGGGACCCAAGGCUCAUUGUUGCAUGUGGGGAUCAAAUACUAGCCCAUCUGGUCAGAAGAGCUACUGUAGCACAAAUUGCUGAAAAACUUAAUGCUGGGCAUGAUAGAAAGGCGUCAGAGCACACAGUGCAUCAUGGUUUGCUGUAUAUUAGCUGCAUAGCUGCAGACCUGUCCACCACCAAUAACACCUUUAAUGUGGACGUGAGCAUCAGAGCUGGACUAUGGAGUAAUGGAAGAUGGUUGCCCGGUCUCAGGGCCAGCCUUAGGGGUGUGAGAGCAGUGCAGCUGCACAGGGCGCCAUGGCAACAGGGGGUGCCAUGCGGCCCACACUGCUCACACAUGGCCGGAUUUAAAGUGUGUGCACCUGCUAACCUGGGGGGUAAGGGGGGGGGUUGGAGAGUCUCUUUAAAUGCAGAAGUAUCUUAGUGUGGCCUUGUAAUUCAUACAGUUAAUUCAUGAAGUGCUACUCUUUCUUUCUUUCUUUUUUUUUUCUUUAAAUCUGUGCCUUAUUAUUUAGUAAAGCAAUAAUAAUGUUUUCAAUGUUAAACCUCUUAUAUAUUUGAGUCUGUGCAAUUUCAGGAUGAACCGUUCAGCUCCCACCUUCCAGAAACUCUGUUUAACAGUUCCAGGUUCCUGCUGCACAGUCUCACCAAGGAGACCCCCCUUGGGAUAUCCAAAGUGUAUCCUUUUUCCUCUUCAGAGCAUCUACAUCAGAGAUUGUGUGUGUAAGAGACACUCCAAGAAUUGCUGCCCAUUUUAAUGAAUCUGUAUAGAUAAUGUAAAACAAAGUAAAUUAUGAAUUCAAUUAUAAUUUUUUUUUUUGUCCCUCUUUGGAUACAAGUCCCCAAGGUCUGAUCCUACUACAGAUGUCUUUUUUGACCAGAGAAUGGCUGGGAUCAAUCAGCCAACUCUGGUCAUGCUUUAGCAUUCUGUGUAAGAGCAGUACGUUUCUCAUAAGGCCUUACAUGCCUCUAGAUUAUGGAUAACCUACAGCAGUGUGUAAAUACAGUCACCACACAUAUCUGUGCAUGCACGUCAUUGAUCUUUGGGAUUCAGCAAAUCCUCUUAGGUCUGGCUCACCAAGCCCCAGUUACAGAGAGACUGGAAAUAUGAAUGCAGUAAUGUAUAAGAGAGAGAGAGAGUGUGUCUGGGAUGCCUGUGUGAUCUUCUUUAUGAUUAGCUUAUUGCUAACCAUAGGGACAGCAAAAUGCAAUGGGGUUAUGUUUACAUCGUUGGGUAGAUCCCUGUUGGAUUCCCGUGUUUAAAAAUUAAAAAGGAAUUCAUAUUAUUAUUCUCUCAAUGACAUUCAAAACAAUAAAAUAUUAAUAUUGGUCAAAUCAAUGUAUAACAUGAGAUCUUGUAAUAUGAGAUACUCAAGCCCGAAAACAUCUUUACUUAAUGAAGCAGUUUUUGUGUAUAGAUUGUAACCUUACAGUCUCACUGCUCAAUUCUCUGCCAUUUGGGAGGUAUUUACUUUGUUAAUGCAGCCCUAGCCACAUCUUCCCAGGCUGUGUAGUAUCAACACCUGCACGUCUCCUGUAAUGUGAAUUCUUUUUUUAUGUUGUUUCCUUUUUUGCCCCAGGGUUCAUUUAUUCUGUUCUUUCUAUUUGCCUUUCUUUACACUAUUGUACUUGGCCCCCACUUCUUUAAUCCAAUAUAUACUCCAUUCUCUAUGUACAUAUGUACUUUCUCUCCAUACUAAUUAUCAUUCAGAAUGUGAUCAAUGAAGGCAAGCCUUCCAGUGUUGUGAUUAUAAAGAGACCUGGUUGGAAUAAUGGGAUAGAUGGUGACAGAACAUUCUACUCGGGACUGCGAACCAUUAGAACUUGUGACUUUGUUAAAUUAUUUCACAUGGGGUAAUUGCAUGGGUUAUUAUAUUGAAUCCAUGUUCAAUGCUUCUAAUGUCCUUAACACGUUGCACCAGGAAUGCUCUGUACACACUGGCAAAGCAGAGCAAAGCCCUGAAAGCAUACAAACUUGCUCGUCAGGUGUAUGAGAGGCUACAAGGUCUGAGGAUUCCCAGCAGAUUCCAGGAGUCCAUUGAACUGGGCAACAUUACGAUACGAUCCAAACCCUUCCAUGAUAGUGAGGUGAGUUUCAACCUAACUGUCCAUGGGUUCUAGGUUACACAUUGUCAAAGUGCCAGAUCUAGGGUAAAAUGUGAACAAACUCAAAAUCAAAGAGGUAUGAGAUGUCUGAGAAGGGGCAAAUACUCAGAGAAACCAGAGUCUUGCCUUUAGGUUUAUCCUGGCUCAGGUCUCAGAAAUGUUUUUGCACACUUGUGGCCUUACAGAGAUAAUCUAUAGUACUGGCAUUUAAAUGGACAGGAGCAAAUGUGAAUGUACACAAUGGAUGUAGACUGAAAUCUGAAACAGGACCGAUUUGUUUUGAUAUUGUACCAUCUCCGAUGAAGAGGAUCAUACAAUGUGGAAGUACCCUUCAAAAGUAAGGUAAUGGCUUAGUCAGAAAUGGAUCCAGGUCAGCACACCGUACUGACUUAUACACAAAAGGCAAAAAUCAGAGAAGCUUGGACAACCAACUGUGGUUAAUGUAGUUAAUACAGUCCAAUAAGGAAUAAUCUGUGUUAUAACAGACAUGAAACCAUGAACAUGACACCAUGGUCACAAGCUUAGGCAGUGCUAUUGGGAGACCACAAGGGUCUUAAACUGCAAAGACAUGUUUUUUUUUAUCGCAGGAGCUUUUGAUCUCAUGGACUGUAAAGGUGUUAUGUGUUUUGUAAGGAUAUUGAGAGUCAUGUAAAGGCAAGACAUAGCAAGUUCCAUAAAGUUAUGUUGUUGGUUUCAGUCAUGUUUACAUUUUAGAAUUGUGUUUGUGUACAAUAGCAAAUAUUUCCUAUUAAAGCUAUUGUAAGUCCUGUUAAUGUUUUGUGAGUUGCAUAAAGACUUUGCAUGUUCUGUUAAAUCUUUGUAUGUCCAAUACAUUUCCGACAAAUGACUACAGCAUUAGCGUGUCCAAUAGCACAACAGAAAUGGUUAAGUCUCUCUCAGGCCUACACAUAUGUUUCUGGUAAGCAUCCUUGAGUACUAGAGGCUCACAUGCAUUUCUACGGUCAUAAAAAUUCUGAGAUAUUGGCAAAGCAGCAAGUGACUUCUAUAAAGUUACAAUGAAAGCUCUAGCCUGAGAUAUUGCCAAGUUCCUGACCUAUCUAAUUUUUCUGGCAAUUUCUCUCUGUCCUAUUUUGUACGAUUGUGUUGGACCUCCAACAGUCGCUAACAUCUGCUGAGUCUGAAAUAUAUCACUGGGACAUUUCAAGCUUUGCUGGAUUAUAGAUCUGCUGUUCUGUAUGAUAAUCAGAGUCGCUGGAUUAAUUAGAACCACUGGCACCUGUAAUUGGAAAACCUAGAAUUGUCAUCAUAUUGUUAUAUUAAUUUAGAAAGCACCAACAUAGUCUGCAGUGUUGUACAAUGGAUAUCACAAUCUACUGAAUUUUAUUUUAAUAUCCAAUAAGCAGAAAUGUUACGGUAAGAGAAAUCGUCAAUAACAGUUCAUGUUGUAAUAGAUGAGAACAUUACAUGAAAGGAUAAAUAUUUGACCAUGAUCUUGUGAGGUCUGUUAAAGUGUCCUUUAAUGAAUAUCCACAGAGUUACUCACUAAAGUGAAAAUUAAAGGUGAAUUCAAAGUCAAAUUUAAGGCCAGAGUAGCUGAUUGGAAAGCAUAGCCGAUUUAGAGAAUUUUUCCAGUUUGUCUAUUUUAACCUUCCUGGGAUAUUAUCUUACUUUUAUCUCAGGACUGAACUUGUCUGAAUGUUAGGGAACAGCCCUCCUGGGAUUCUUUCGAUUUACAGUUCUUGCAUUCCCUGAAUUAAUAGACAAUAUGUACUGAUCCCUGUAGUAAAGAGUAAUGACAAACCUUAUUGCCAAUUAUUACACCUUUUGAAACAGAGAAGGCUGCAUGCCAAAAAAACUUUAGUAGUUAACAGUAUGUUAGUGUAGAAGAUUAUACACUGUGAAUUAACCUUUUCACUGUAUAGAAAAGUACAGAAAACAAAUCCUUAUAUAUACACAAUAAUAAAAGUAUAUUGGGGGCGGAACCUGACUGUGGAGCUGAACAGACAAACGCGGUGUAAACUCCUGAGCCUGAGCCCGAUAAUAAACAUUAAUCACAGGCCACCCGCUUAAUUUUGGACUCAUAAACCUAACGCAUCCUGUUAAGCAGGCAUCGGUGAAUCGGGAGAUACCCCACAAGGGAUACCCCAAACGAGCAUAUCGUCCUCUGGAUUACCCGAACUGAGGCUUGCGGCCUACACCAUGCAGAGCUCAAGAGAGACAGCCGCUCUCCCAGCCCUCAAACACAUGAAGCAAUCAAGGUACACAGCUAGCGCACCAACCCCACGCCCCCUGGACUGGUAGGGGUUAUCCCUGUCCCCACUCCAAGCACCAGUACAAGCCCCAGACAUGCACAAACCCUGAUCGCUGCGGACCACUCAAAGAUGGCGGCACACAGUCUCAAUGCAUACAUGUGCCUCUGCAGGUCCACCACUACGCAACAGAGCAUAUACUCACAUGCCUGAAUAAGAUAUUUGACAGAUUCUGGGCACGAAUAGAAGCUUGCAACGCUGCAGCACAGAUUCGCAGGAGAGCUGGAAUACAGGGGGACGCCUGGGAAACAGUGGCUGGAAAGUGAAUGGGACACCCUCGGGCACACCCUCGACAAAGAAGCAGGUUACUCCAUACGCUUGCCGAUAUGGGCCCAAAGGCCACUAAGGGUACAACCCCGGCGCAUCUUCCACGCAGGUGGAGGUCCACUCGCCGCAGGCGGUGAAGCAACAUCAAGGCCUCCAGCUUUGUCCCAGCAGGGAGGGACUUGGACUCCAGAAGCACCCAAGUUAGUGGUUCCGCGAUGCCGGCCUUUACUCAGACGCAGAGCUGGAGGGAUGACUCGGCUUGCUCCUGGCUUACUACUACAGUCAGCAACCACCCCUCACCAUUGCCACGAUUUCCCACUCGAGGAAUCGGAUGAUCAAGAUUUGUGGAUGACCUACCUGCACCCAGGCAGACUCUUCCCAUUUAUAAAUGGACGCAAUCCUGUCACAAACAGCAUUUCCAGGUUCUCUAAGCCCUGGGGAUACACACAGCUGUAGCUUUUCUGUAUUUUCACAAAUGCCUUAUUUUACCAAUUGCCCUUUUCUUAUAUGUAUUCUUAUGGGGCAGUGAGCAGAGAGGGUGUGUGGACUACGGUGGUUAUUAUAACGCUGUAUCUUCCUUAUCUACACCUAAUGUUUUAUUACAUCUAAUUUGCAUUCUAGACAAUAACUAAAUUGUGAGUAGAGAAUUCAUAUGUAUAACUCUGUAAAGGCCUACAAUCAGUGGUGUAUCUUGGUUUUGUGCUGCCCUAGACAUGACAAAACUCCGGUUUUCCCUCCCCCCCCCGCUACCUCCUCUUCCUCCACCACCACCCCCUUCCCCGCCUUCUAAAUACACACACAUUCACUGACAGACACACAUACACUAGCUAACAGACACAUACAUUCAUUAACAGACACACAUACACUCUCACUAACAGACACACACAAUAAAAGACACACACACUAACAGACACAUUCACUCACUAACAGACACACACACACUAACAGACACACACUCACUAAGACAAACACACACAUUCACUUACAGACGCACACUCACUAACAGACUCACACACACUCACACACACACACACAUUAAUACAAUUUUUUUUUUAAAUUCAAUCCCCCCAGCCUACUUACCUUUGGGAAUGCUGGGGGGGGGAUCCAGUGGGGGGUGUCCAGUGGGGCUGCUGGGCAGCCGGCCGGUAAGUGCAGGUGGCGAGGGAGCACUGAUCCUCCUGUUCACGUCAUAUUCCGUCAUAUUCGUAAUUUUCCGGCUCCCGGCAUCACUCUGCGGCGUGCGAGGGAGCUGAGCAGAGAGCUCACUAAUCAGUGCUCCCUCGCCAGCGCCGCCUGCCCGCCUACCUGGAAUGUCAGUUAGCCGCCAGGCUAACAAGACAUUUGCCUGGGCAUUUGGGGACGGCUUUUUUUGCCACCCCUUGGAAAGUGCCGUCCAAGGCAAAUGCCUUGUUUGCCUCGCGGCUAAUACGUCCCUGCAUACAAUGCCCUCAGCUAUUGCUGCGCUUAAACUUACCUUUGCCAGGCCUUCACCAUGCUUCUCAAUGUAAUCGCCUAGCCUACUUAGUCCUGCAUGUUAACAGUAACCUAUAUGGCAUGUACUAGCCUAGCAUGUUUAACCCUUACAAAAGCAAAAAGAGGUACAUUUCUUAGGAGUAUAUAUUAUUGUAUGUCACAUGUGUAUUUGUGAAUUGUCAACUGAUGAUAUAACUCCAUAUGUCUUAUUUCUGUACUGAUUACUAUAUGCCUCAAUUAAAAAAGAGAUUGACAAAAAAAAAAAAAGUAUAUUAUCAUAGAACAAUGUUUAUCAUGAACAAUUGCUUCCAAAUUAGUUUAAAAUCAAAAUCCCCCCCUUACAAAGCUUAAAGCUCUCCACUGUUUAGUUUAUUUUUGUCAAUCAAAAUUUUUUAUUAAGUUGUAAUGAUGCGUUACAGACGAAAAAGGAAAAUAUUGUACAAUAAUGACCAAGUUUAUAAGCACUAGGUUGAAACAGUGAUGUGUACAGCUUAUUAGCCAAUGUGUUUUUUUGUUGUAUUGUUUUAACCCCUUAAAGGACCACUCUAGGCACCCAGACCACUUCAGCUUAAUGAAGUGGUCUGGGUGCCAGGUCCCUCUAGGAUUAACCCUUUUUUUAAUCAACAUAGCAGUUUCAGAGAAACUGCUAUGUUUAUAAUAGGGUUAAUCCAGCCUGAAAAUCCUCUAGUGGCUGUCUCAUUGACAGCCGCUAGAGGCGUUUGCGUGCUUCUCACUGUGAAAAUCACAGUGAGAAGACGCCAGCGUCCAUAGGAAAGCUUUUUGAAUGCUUUCCUAUGAGACUGGCUGAAUGCGCGCGCAGCUCCUGCCGUGCAUGGGCAUUCAGCCGAAGGGGAGGAGAGGAGGCGGAGAGGAGGAGGAGAGCUCCCUGCCCGGCGCUGGAAAAAAGGUAAGUUUUAACCCUUUCAUCUCCCCAAAGCCGGGCGGGAGGGGGACCCUGAGGGUGGGGGCACCCACAAGGCACUAUAGUGCCAGGAAAACGAGUAUGUCAUGAUUCCCUUUUAUUCCAGAAGUUUGGUCCUUAAGGGGUUAAAGGUGUAACAAGAUAAGAGGAGCAUUAACUAUAAACAUAUUAUCACGCCAUCAGGAGAAACAUUUAGGCACCUUUCUAAGCUGCAGUAAAACUCUCCUCUAUUAAUCUAGUGGAAUUGCUGAUGAUUUAGACAUUAUCUUAUAAUAUUUUCUGUAUUUUUUCAUUAAAAAAAUUAAAAAUUUAAAAAAUACACAUAUUGUUGCAGGCUUUUAUAAAAAUUGUCUUUUUGUCAUAUGAAUGGUGUCAUCGUAUCAGAUAUCUGCUGCUUGUCUUCCUGAUUUCUUUUAAAUAAAACAAAUUUCAAAAAAGAAUGCCAAAUAAUGAUUCAUCUAGACUACACAACUUGCCCCUAAUAAAAAAAUUUUUUAAAAAUAGAAAUACGUGCCUUAGUCCCCAUAGUUGUACGACUGGAGCCUGUAGCAGAUAAGAGCAGCUUUGACCCACAAUAUGAAUCUGUAACAAAUCCAAAGCUGAUUAGUGUAGUGACAUCUCACAUUCAUCAACCUGUCCCGAUUAAUGAUGUCACCAAAGAGGAUCAGUGACCAUACAGAGCCAUAGCAGGUCUUCAUUGCUCUGUGCAUUUUGUCCUGGAUCAGUAUGUUAAAAUUACUGAAAACAUUUUGUUUGAUUUAUUUUUCUAUUUUGUUUUCAUAUUAAAGUGUUGGGUACACAGCCAAAAAUACCUAAAUCAAUUCUUUGGUGACAAAUCAAGCCUUCUAGUUUAACCUAUACAAUAGGCAUUUAAAUUGGUUGCAUAUGUACAGAUAAAAUAAUUGAUUUUGUAAAUCAUUACUUACCGCAGGAGCUGGUCCCCAUGUGCUACCGAUGCUCCACUAACAAUCCGUUCCUGAACAAUCUGGGCAACGUCUGCAUCAACUGCAGGCAGAACUUUGUGUUUUCAGCCUCCUCGUAUGGUAAGUGAAGCAGAGAGGAUUCUAUAAUGGAAUUAUAUCAUCCAGGUCAAAAUAGACCAGGUUAUAAAAUAAUUGAUUGGGAGAAAUUGUCAAACUUUUUUGACCUCAAGUAUGCAAAUUUGUUUUGAGUUCUUCACAAUCUGCUGUUUGAUAAAUUAACCCCCAUGAUGCUUUUAGUUUGGUUUUAAAUGCUAAGAGUGGAGAAAUCAGCAGGAACAUUCCAUUGGUUUCCAUGGUGAUUUCUUCAUUUUAUACUGUAUUGGAAUUGCUCUUCAUACGUGACUUUGUAUUAAAGGGACACUCCAGGCACCCAGACCACUUCUUCGCAUUGGAGUGGUCUGGGUGACAACUCCCACUACCCUUAACCCUGCAACUGUAAUUAUUGCAGUUUUUAUAAACUGCAAUAUUUACCUUGCAGGGUUAACUCCACCUCUAGUGGCUGUCUUAGAGGGCACUUCCUGCUUCAUAGCACAGGUUGUGAGGACCUCCAGCGUCGCUCAAUUCCCCAUAGGAAAGCACUGAAAAGCAUUUUCAAUGCUUUCCUUUGGAGAGCUCUAAUGUGCAUGCGCUGCAUUGCCGCGCAUGCGCAUUAGGUCUCCUCAGCCGGCGGGCGGGAUCAGUCUCCCCCGCCGGCUGACGUGAUGAAGGGGAGGAGUGGCGGCGACCCGAAACCACCGCCGAGGGACAUCGGCGGGGGUCUCAGGCAAGUCACUGAAGGGGUUUUCACCCCUUCAGCAACCGGGGAUGGGUGGUGGGAGGGAGAGGGGACCUGCAGUGCCAGGAAAACGGACUGUUUUCCUUGCACUGGAGAGUCCCUUUAACUUUUGUGCAAUUUGAUGGCACUAUGUUAAUAAACACUGAUAAAACAUAACAUUAAAGACACUCUACUAAUGUUUAGAGGAAGAAAUUAAUAGUAUUCUCUAAGUCAAUGAUUCCUGUGCUCAAGACAAGUUUUUUUUUUUUUGCUGUGUUAGAACAAGUGGAUUAAUCAAAAUGACCGAGCCAAUUAAUCUGUGAUUACAAGCCAUCUGUUCUGCAGACACAGAAGCUGUAUCACUGUAUGUGUAACAGGCUCUGUGCUUAGGAAUGCUGCCUUCAAAAUUGUAGAAAAAAAAGAUAUACCUCGGUUUUCUUCUCUUCACCAAACUCACUCUUCUCCUAAAAACUCUCAGCUUUUCCUGCUGACAUAAUUACAUAUUUAUCCCCAAAUCAAUUCAAAGCCCCUCUAGUGGCUUUCUGUGUGGGACUGCUGUAAAGGGAUCUUAAUCACAUUGAUGCUGCCACUUCUAUUCCGUCACCAACAAAUUCUCCUGUUGAUGCCACAGACUGAAACUUGCAGCCACAGCCAGAGUCUAUAUGAGUGCAGUAAUGUUUCAUCUUAAAAGUAAUUACAGGUUAUCGGUCUAAUCCUCUGCUAAUCUCCACACUGCAGGCUCAGCCAGGAGGUAGAUGUGUAAAUAAAGCUGGGCAAGGAGUUCAAGUGAAUCUCCCCUCUCUGUAUGGACUCAUUGUUAGAUCCAUGUAAAUAUAAGGGUUUUGUUUUGUUUCGCAUUCUCUUCACAUGAAGCUUUCAUCUAUCCUCAGUAUGAAUCUCUACCCCUCAUACAGAGCUCUCUUAAAUAAGCUAUAAAUCUCUCUUGUCCCCUCUCUACGAAUAUUAGUCAUCACUGUACAAGCUCUCUUGUUUUCCCUGUACAUAACUCUCUUCCCCCCUCUUGGUUUCUGCAGUUUGAAACUAUAUUGUUCCUUCAAUACCAAACUCCCUUCUAAACGACUUCAAUAUCAUAUUUCAAUGUACCAACUUUUGUCUGACGUUGAUUAUAAUUUUAACUGUAGUCAUCUUUAUUGGCAGCAAUGCUACUACCUUAAGCAUUUUUUUUCCUAUUCCAGUGAGAUGUAUUACAUCUUUUAUCUUUCAAUGAAAAUCCUAUUUGCUAUAAUGAUGUCUAAUAGCAUGUAUCUUGAGAUAUACUUGCCACUUCAUCUUCAAUUUAGGAUCUUCCUAUUUCCAGCCUUAGCCCCACGGUUGUAGCAACAGGUUCCUACCUGUGGUUAUUUAGCUAGACUAUAUUAUAUUAGUAAAUUAUGAAUUAGUGCAUCAAGUAAACUAUUGUCUUGUUUUAUGCUAGUUUAAGUUUGUUUCUGUGAAAAGUAAAAUUUAUAUAUUCAUGUGAAGAAUGUUUUAGGCACAAUGCAGUUAUACAUGUUCUUUGGCUGCUUAGUUGCAUCUAGAAUAAUGGUACUUCCAUCACAUUCUGAGAAAUGACCUUGUAUCAUGUUUUUACCUGAAUACAGAAGUUCUCCCCCUAGUGGAGUUUUACUUGGAGGAUGGAAUCUCUGAAGAAGAAGCUGUGUCACUUAUUGACCUGGAAGCUCCAAGAAGCAAUCUGAGGAAAGACAAAUGGCAGGAGGUCUCCUCUGCUGGUAUCCUUGUCCAAUAAAAGACAUGUUGUAGCCAACAGGAAGUUGUUCAUUUUUCCAACAUAUUCCACAGAGUCUUACACUUGGAAUCAAUUAAUACUGGAAUUUAUAACAAGGCACUUUGAAAACUGCUACAGCAGGAUGCUACCAGCCUAGAUCAGAGAUGUCCAAGAUAUUUAUGUGUGGGAUCAGAAAUCCUUAUGUGUCUGGGGAGGUAGGUACCAGCUAUUAUUUGAGAACACUCCUGUUAACUCACACAGAACAGUAUGUGAGCACUGACAGGCAGCCAACACAAGGCUUUUAAGGAACUGACGGUAGCAUUGUCUGAAUUCUUUACACAAAAAGGAUUCCACCAUGCUAGCCAUUUAAAUAAUCCAUGGCUUGUAUCAUAAAACUCAAUUCUGAACCUUGGCAACAGCCAUGAGUGGUUACAUGACGCAAAUUGUGUGUAAAUCCACUUGUUUCCUGUGUACAGUGUAUUUGCUGCAUAAAGGUGUGAACUAUGGGAUGCACACACUUCCAUGCACUUCUACAUUCGAUUAUGCCUAGCAUAUGUUGUGCAUAAAGAUAUGUCCAACAUAUUGUGGAUUGCCGUCUGCUAACAAUAACUUGUAAUGUGUACGCAUGCUGAGGAUUUUGUUUGUUAUAUUGUAUUUAAAGAGCUCCUUAUUUGGGCUUGGUACACAUAUGCAGAUGUCAGACCUUUUUUUUUAGUUGUUAAAAAGUGUUCUGGGCACACCUGGAGGUUUCUUUGAUAGGCAGUCUUUAUUUGAAGUGCAGAAUAAAAUACAACAGUGUUUUGGCUCCCUUGGGCCUUUGACGAAAUGUUGUUGUUGCCUAUCAAUGAAACCUCCAGGUGUGUGCAGACCUGUUUUACAUUGCUAUAUUCUGCAUGGGACAUUGGUCCACCCUGUUUGGAGCACCCUGCUGGAAGUAUUCCCAGGAUAAUUGAUGUGUGCAAUAUUAUCCUAAACUUUACAAAGUUCUAUUUGUGUCAUAGUACCACUUUCUGUUAGGCCCUUCAUCAGAUAUAAACAGACACUCAAACCCUGAGGCUGGAUGAAGAAGAGGUGAUUGAUGAUGAUCCAUUUACUGCAAAAUUAAGUUUUGAGGUAAGAUUUCAGUCCUCCUCUCUAAAGGUAAACUCUCAGGUGUCCAGUGUUGCAGAUUGUAUAAGGCAUGCUGUAGAUAUAUAUAUGUACAAAACCAAGAAAAAGUGACCUGUGCGCACUAACCCAUAUUAUUAAAAUAAUAGUUUUUAGUGCCUCUGCAGUCAUCAUGCAAGUGUUAGCUCACCUGUUAACGUCAAGUCAAAACUAGGUGAGUCCUAUGCUAACAAUUCACCUUGCCUAUUUCAGCAAAAAGGCUAAACCUGUAAUGAGACAAAAUCUGGUAUAUUUGGGCUAAUGAAUAUUAUAGCCAUGCUGUUAAGAGCCAGAGACAUACCUAGGUCACUUGUCACCUGGAAUAAAAAUAUACAUUCCCCCCCCCCAUACCCAUCUAGUCCCUUUGUGUGUAUCUCCUGAUCCUUCUUAUGUGUUUCUCCUAAUACCCCUUUCAACCUUGUGUGUCUCUUAAACCCUUUCUUUUGUGUCUCUAUUACUUCUUUUUUUUUUUUAUCUCUUAACCCACCAUUGUCCCCAACAUACAUACACGUCCCCUGCCUCCACCCCCACUCCCCCCGGCCAAGAGCAGUAGGAGUUUCUGUGUGUUUUUAUUUGCUGAUAUAUAUCUAGCUAAUGUAUAGUUGUAAUAAAAUAAUUCACCGCUUGCAAUACAACGCAUUGACUAUCUGUUACAAUAUAUGGCUAGUCAUUUAUUGACAAAAGGUAAACCAAUAUUUAUUUGCUCCAUGUAACAGAAACAGACAUGUGUUACUGUGCCCAGUGUUUGAAUAUUGAUGAAUGUCCUCUAAUUCAGAGUUGUUUGACUUGACUUUUAUUAAUAAAAAGGAAAGGCUAAUGUAAUUCCAAAUAACGUACAGUUUUAUUUUUUAAUAGCUGGGUCCAUAUCCAUUCAGUUUGCAGAGAGCAAAUAAUUUUAAGCAGCUAGUUAGGAAGGGAUUGUUUUGUCAGGUGUAAUCCAUAUGUUUUCUAAUUAUGUGAAUUUAAUAAAUGAGCAAAUGUGUGAAAAGCCUCAGUAACAGAAUGAUCAGAGAAUGCCAUGUGGGUCCUCAAGGUAGGUAAUAGUGGACAAAAGUGUGGUGCCAGCACAGUCCAUAUCAAAGCACCUCAGGAGGAGCUAUGAAAUUAAGCUCCAGGACCACCAGGUACCAUACUGCCACCCAACGGCUUGGGAACCUGUCAGUGCUUGGUGUUUGUGUAAAUAAUCCUGGUUAUUGUGUUAGUAAGGAGACCAAUCUAGUUCCUAUUGUUAAGGGCCCUACAAAUCUAGCGAUCUUCCCUUGCUUGAGGGUGCUAUCAGAUGAAAUAUCAUAACUUUAAUAUGUAUCUAUGCAUUUAUAUUUGCUCCUUGUGUAUAACAGUCAUAUUCUUCUUUCAGCAAGGAGGAUCUGAGUUUGUCCCUGUGAUUGUGAACCGCACAGUCUUGAGAUCAAUGAGUAGAAGAGACGUCCUGAUAAAACGCUGGCCACGGCCACUUAAGUGGCAAUAUUUCCGUUCCCUGCUCCCUGAUGUGUCCAUUACAAUGUGCCCCUCCUGCUUUCAGGUACACAAUAUGUAUCUGUCCUGUUUUCAGCGAAACACUAUGGGAUUUGUUUACUAAAUACCAAAUUUUGUCCAUCUGGCCAAAAUUUGAUGGAAAUAGGCCAAUUCCAAUUGAAUUGGAAAUUCUCAUCUCAACUGAAUCUGCAUCAUUCAACCAAAUGCAUUCAGUGUCAACUUUGAAAUUUCUGUCAGCAGGCAGAUAGUUUGGACAUUUAAAAUCCAGGCCUGGAUUUUAAACAUUUUUCAGUCAGUAUGAAAUCCAGAAACAUUUCUGGCACAUUCAUUGCCAGAAUUCUAAAAUCUGGAUAUUGUUAAAUAGUGUGAAAAAUGUCUGGAUUUUGCCAUUUGAUUGGCCCCAUACACAACUAGAUGUGUUUACUUCAUUCAGACUUCAGUAAACAGGCUUGAUUGUGUCCAUUACCAUCCUUCCAUCUUGCAUCCACUCUAUAUGUACAUUACCAUGGGUCCCUCCUGCUUUAGCUGCACACUCUGUACCCAUUACAAUGUGUUCCUCUUUCUUUUAGGUACACGCAAGCAGGCCUGUAAGGAUGUAAUAGAAAUAUGUUUUCUUGCAGAUAAACAGGAAAUUUUUUACUAGGUGCCUGCCAGCACCUAAUGUGUGCUGCAUAUUAAGGGAUAAUCUGUUAAGUGCUGACUAGGCCAACCCUUUCUAGGCCACUGUGCAGGAGAGAGCAAUCAGUGUUUUGUAUUACUGGAAAGAAAACCAGAGUGUGUUAUACGAAAACCUGACAGUAUCUGGCCAUGGUAGCACAGUACUGGAUGGUUGAUUGCACGGUGUUACCGGACAGCCUGUCAAGAGACAGUCAAGGUAACAAAAUAUAGGCCAUGUCACGUAAAAGAUGUAAUUAUCGCUUCAGACACUAAUUAGAUUAUCUUGAUAUCUCCUAGUACAGUGGCCCUGGGCUCCUGAUAGCUUCUCUUUUCUGCAGUCCUGUAACAUCAGGUAACCUUAUAAGAGGAGGAGAUUAGCAGAUGUAUAAGGUGUUUAUUUUCAGUCCCAGAGGAAGGAAAACAAUUAAUUCAUAUCUUAGAUCCCUUGUCUACGCAGGCCACAGCUUUCCCUUAUUUUUAGACGUUGAGGUACACUGACGUCUUCUGUGGUGGAACUUACUCCUGUCUCCUUUAUUUGUGUCUCACCUCUAUCUCUGUAUCAGUGUCACUUUAUACUAUAUUCACUUAUGAAUAUCUCUUACUCUAGAUGUUUCACACUGAGGACUACGAGUUACUGGUUCUUCAGCACAACUGCUGCCCCUACUGCCGGAGACCCAUUGAAGAGUCCAGUCUAUAAAACAAGUCUUAGCAAAUGCUCUCACAAGCAACCACUACAAUGCAAUAAAAAAACAACAAAAGACACUCAACUGCAACAACACAACUUAACCUGGCAUUGGGCUACAACUCAGAUGAUGCACAGCCAGCAUUAUGUGACAUGUGGUUCAGCAACUGAAGAGGAGGUUUGCUGUUGCCCAUUCUACAAAACACUAUCAUGCAUUUUAUUUAUUUUAUGUUUUCUAUCUUUCAUGUCUUAAUGACAUUAGUAAUCUUCAUUUCGAACAUUCCGCUUAGUGCUUUAAAUUGAACUCCACCCAAAUCUCUGUUUGAAAUGUUAUUUAUGCAUCUAUACAGUUGUAGUUAUCUCUCAUCACAACACUUACCUAAAGGUGAUUGUGUGGGAAGAUGACAGGUUUAUUGUAAUGAUCUGGAAAAGUUAUCUUAAGUGUAGAUUUGUGGUGUAUUUUGUAGCUCUGCCUUGGAAGAGACGAUCUGCUUUAGAUACAGAAAAAGCAGAGAGUUCAUAAAAUAGUUUAUAACAGAUACAGAAAAAAAUCUAGAGAUCUAUCAGAGUCAGAUAUUUAUACACAAAUCAGAAGACGAGAUUGCCUUUGCUAUACGUACGUUUAAAAAAAUCCAACUGGUUCAUUGGAAUAUUUACAACAAAUAUUUUUGUUAAAACAUACACAUGAAUUCAAGGUAUUUUUUUACAUUUGUAAUUACAUAUGUGUUUAUUUUUUUCUAUUUAUGGAUAUUAAAGGGAUUGCAG